GCGCCGUCAGCGGCGCCAAGCCGGGCAAGAAGACCCGCGGCCGCGUCAAGAUCAAGAUGGAAUUCAUCGACAACAAGCUGCGGAGAUACACCACGUUCAGCAAGAGGAAGACGGGCAUCAUGAAGAAGGUAACCGGGGCGGGGGAAAGAGGGCAGUUCGCGUGCAAGGGGGGGUUAUUUCUGGAUAAUAGGGGUCCUGGGCUUCCCCUCUGCCUGUAGAAAGGGGAUGGAGCUCUUGACAUGCUCGGAAGCACCGUUGUCUCAGCUGCACGUGCUCCGUCGGAGCGCCCCGAGGCAAUGCACCCGUUGGCUUUGGAGAGAGCAGCUCCAGGCUGGCUGGGUCUUGGGCAAUUGACACCGGAAAGGGAGCCAGCCAUGGGCCUAGCUAGCCAGCCCCGGCACCGGAAAGGCACGCCCCGCUCUGGCCCGGAUUCAGCUCGAAGAAGGCCUCCCGCCGCCCCCCGGUCGUUGCGCGAGCCCUUCACUUCGAAAUGCUUCGCGGAAAGGGGGAAAUGCAGCGGAGGGGUCACCUCGGAUGUUUGCCCAGCCCGGGUUGCGAUCGGGUGAAAGGUCGGGGCAAAUCCAUUGCAGCAUCCUCGGGGGAGAAAGGUGCGCCUGUGUUUUGCAACAGGGGAUUCCCCACCCCCCUCCUCACGAGCCUGCAAAUAAGUAGGCAAACUUGGACACCUCUGUCCCUUCCUUACCUCGUGCAGAAGAAGCCCCAUUGAGUUCAGUGGGGCUGGGCUUGCAACAUGCACGUGUUAGUUUGGGUGUUUGCUUCCCUGUAAAGUGGCAGUGGGUGGAACUGACAGGCUGACCGAGAGCCUUGAACCAAACAAAACUCCAGCCAGUCCCCUGGUGGGUUUCCUCUGCUGACCCCUCUAGUUUUGAGAGCAAGAAUCACAGUGCCAUCCUGUGCUUGUCUACUCGGAAGCAAGUCCUAUAGAAUUAAAUAGGGAUCACUCCCCACUGUGUACAGAGUUGAGCCUCUGUUGGGAACUGGGUCUGCAACCUUAAACAUGGUUACUAGGGAGCAAGCCCCCAUUAACCACAGAGAGACAUACAGCCAAGUAGACCCACAUAGUUUUGUGCUGUGGGUGAAUCAGGCUUGACUCAGGGAUAAGGAACUUGUGGUCUUCCAGAUGAGGAUGGACUUUGAUUUCCACCGAUCCCAGCCCAUUGCCAGGGUUCAGAGAUAACGGGUUCCCCAUCCCUGAUUUAAAGCUUGAUUAAAUGUUAGGGCUCCUUCUUGAGACAGGCUUGCCCCUUAAUGUGUGUUUUUUUAAAAAAACUAUCUUCCUGUUUAGGAACAGCAUUAAAAGUUAUUAGAAUCAUAGAGGGUCAUGUAGACCCUGAAAUUGAGUCUCAUACUCUACCUACUGAGCUAACUCUUUUGAGCUUAAAAAAUGAUUUGUUAGCUAUUAUGGUUAAGAUUUAUCUAACAAACCCUGUCAACAGAAGCCCUACACAGGGACUCCCGCUUGUGCAGUGGGGCUAUCCCUGCCCCCCAUGUGUCCCUGAAAUUGGCUGGGUUUGGGGUCGGAAUAACCUCCAGGACAAUGUGUGGGGUAGCAGAGAGGGAUCGUGCCAUCUGGUAAGCUGAAAUGGUUGCGCAGAUGGGACUGGAACAGCCCGAUGUUGAAUUAUUCCCUUUGCUUUUAAUUCUGGGUUUUAGGUUAGCAGAAUCAUUUUCUUCUCAUUCCCUUGAGGAUGGCACAGUUCUCCCCGUUCACUGCAGUGUUUUAUCUGAAUUUGUAUAGGGUGCUGCAAGAGCAAUCGCAAACAACUUUGGCUUAGGAAGAGGCAGAUAAGGAAAGGGCCAUAGAGUAUUAUAAAGUUAUGCAUGCAUCUUGCAAUACUAGAUCCUGGGGCCACUCAGUUAAAACUGAAUGUUGGAAGAGUCGGGGCGAGCAAAAGAAAGUUGAACUAUGAAAUUCUCUCCUACAAGGGUGUAAUGAUGGACACCAACUUGGAUGGCUUUAAAAGAGAGUUAGACAAACUCAUGGAAGUUAAUGCAACUAGCCACAAUGCCUUGUGUUUUGCCUCCAUUGUCAGAAACAACAUGCCUUUGAAUACCAUUUGCUGAGAAUCACAGGUGGGGAGAGUCUUGUUGUGCCAAUGUCUUGCUUGCAGGCUUCCCCACAGGCGCCCGGCCGGCUGCUGUGAGAAACAGGAUGCUGGACUAGCGAUGGGCCUUUGGACAGAUCCAGCUGAGCUCUUCAAAUCUUGGUUGCUGGACUAGGCUCUAAGCAGUCCAAACAACCUGUAGCUGUCCAAAUUGUGGCCUGUAUGAAGAUUUGGCAGCUGUAUUGUGCCAUAAGCUUAUGUCACAAUUCAGUUACUAGUCUUUAAGGUAACCCUGAGACUCUUGGUUGUGUUAAAACCAUCAACAUCGCCCGCUCUUUUUCAGGGAGGUAUUACGAUGUUUGAGGUGUCAAUACCAGACUUUUAAAAACACAGUGGUGCAGAACUUUCCAUAUCGCUUAAUAUUCUCUCACUCCUUCUGUUCCUCCAUCUUUGUCAACACACAGAAAUCGUUAAUACAGUAAAAAUGAUUUACCCCAUUAUAGCUAUGUCCUUACAUAUACAGUGGAUGCUUGGGUUGCGAACGUGAUCCGUGCGGGAUGCACAUUCGCAACCCACAGUGUUCGCAACCUGUGUCUGCGCACGCGUGGGUUGCAAUUCGGCACUUCUGUGCACGCGCAAAGCGCGAUUUAGCACUUCUGCGCAUGUGCAACUGCCGAAACCCGGAAGUAACCCAUUCUGGUACUUCCAGGUUUCGGCAGUCCGUAACCUGAAAAAGCGCAACCUGAAGCACCAAGGGCUCAUGUAUGCACUGUUCACAGUGGUUGCUGUGCCAUUUGAGCCUCGUAGGGUGUAAGACAGGGAGGCCAGCAGUAGGUGGAGCUAGAGUCAGGGAUGCAGCCAAGUCACUCUACGUUUGCCUCUGUUAUCCUCCCCUACAGCCGCCAGACUGGGGACUGGGAGUGGCCGCUGGGACCAUAUAACACCAGAUCUACAUUGGCUCCCAGCACAAUCCAAAGUGUUGGUGCUGACCUUUGAAAUCCUAAACGGCCUCGGCCCUGUAUACCUGAAUGAGUGUCCCCACCUGCAUUGUUCAGCCUGGACACUGAGGUCCAGCUCCGAGGGCCUUCUGGUGGUUCCUUCACUGCAAGAAGUGAAGUUACAGGGAACCAGGCAGAGGACCUUCUCGGUAGUGGCGCCCUCCCACCAGAUGUCAAGGGGAAAAGGGGAUUGCUGAGGCUGAGGUGGGGGUUGGCUGAGGGUAGACUUGUGGGCUAGAUGACCAGCAGCAGCAUCCACUGGACUGGUUGUAAAAAGGCAGGGAGGUAGAGGCUGAUUCAGGAUGGUGGGGCAGUGUGUCAUUUGUUCUAAUGGACCAGCCUCUGCUGAGUGUUUCUAGAACCCACAAAUUUAUUUAGGAUUACAGAUGAAGGCGUGGUUUGAGAAUGCAUCAUUCAGCCCCCUUCUGGAAGCUAUGCAGGUCUGGAUGGGAGCUCCAUGUUGACCACCUCAGGUUUCAUUGUGGAAGAAAGUCCAGAUAUAACUCUGCAUAAAAUAAAAUCGCAGCUUGCUUUAUUUUUGAUCAACAACUCCACAGUAUAUAUAGGAAAGUUCCAACAUUCUGCAUGUGUUUUAAGUGUUUUGAACAUGUUCCCACUCCUAGAGCCCUGUCCCAAGUAUUAGACAUCUUUACCUGAGCUGCAAAAUAUAAUUUUUUUCAAAAGGCAAACGGUACACACCCAUAGAAACAUCAUGUGCAAGUGCAACUAUUCCUAAACCAUUCAAGCAGUUGCGCAAAGAGAAUGACAGUUGUUCCCUUCCCUGUCUUUUAAAGGGGUGGAACAAUGCUGUUUGGCUAAAACUCCCAUAAACCCUGACCAUUGGGAUUGGUAGAGGAGUUGGUUCAGUGGAAAGAGUGAAAAGUAAACUCCACCAUCUCUUAUUUUAAACCACGGAUGUGGAACUUGUGGCUUUCCAGAUGUUCACCUCCAGCUCCUACCAGCCCCAGGCAGCAUGGCCAUUGGAAGCUAUGCUCCAGCAAUAACUUUACGUUAGCCAACUGUAAGCCAGGAAGGUGGCUCACAGAUUUUCAGCAGCAUCUUGAAGCCAUCAUCCCUAAAGUUGUUUGGAAGUUGAUAAGUUUGGAAACUGGUGUGUUUUGCAGCCCUAACUUAAUGGUGAAUGUCUUCUGAUGAGCAAUGAUUAGGAAACAGUGACAAAUCCCCAAAAGGGAGUGGUAUCUUUUUGCCUGAAAUCUGUAAGCGAUUGCUGCAGCUCCUUUCUCUUCUCUGUGAGUGUUUCUCUCUCUCUCUCAUAUAUACCGUAUUUUUCGCUCUAUAACACACACCAGACCAUAACACGCACAUAGUUUUUAGAGGAGGAAAACAAGAAAAAUUUUUUUUAAACGAAACAGUGGAUGUAUGAUUUUUGUGGUUCAUGCUGUGGCCACAGACAUGUGAUCUGACAGUGAGUUUGGAGUAGCCCAAUGCAAAAAUCCUGAGGAUCCAUGUGGAUCCAUGCUUUGUAACCAUAUUUUUGCACCACUGCGACCCCAGGCAACAGUGGGUGUGUGAUUUUUUUGGUGCAAGAUGUAGCCAUGGACAUGCUAUGUGAUCUGAUGUUGAAUUUGGGGUGACCCAGUGCAAAAAUCCUGAGGAUCCAUGUGGAUCUGUGCUUUGUAACCACGUUUUAAGUGGGGAGGGAAGGAAAAGCGCUCAAGGGACAAGGAGCACGCAUGGGGUGUGUGGAGAAGGAUGCUGCUAAUAAUGCUAUUUAGCGAGCUGAGUGGGGAGGAGAGAGGGACAGAGAGCCUGCUUGCUUUAUAGGAGCCAACCGGAGAGGAGCCACUUACACUUGUGUAAGCGGCUCCUCUCCCGCUUUGCUCCUUUAAAGCAAGCAGGCUCUCUGUCCUUCUCUCCUCCCCACUCAGCGGCUCUUCUCCUGCUUUGCUGUUUCAAAGCGAGCCACGGAGGAGGGAAGGAAGGGGAACCAUGGAUCCUCUGCUCACGACUGCAGCAGAUCCCCCCCCGCCACCCGUAGGCAUUCGCUCCAUAACACGCACAGACAUUUCCCCUUACUUUCUAGGAGGAAAAAAGUGAGUGUUAUGGUGCAAAAAAUACGGUAAUUGUAGUUUCUGAGCAUAAGACUCAUGCUGCAUCAGAUCAAGACUUAAUCUCAUCCAGCAACCUGUCCCACCUCCUCCACCAGUGGUCAUCCAGGCACACCCUAGCAGCAGCCUCUCCCCAUUGAUAAUCUGAACCUAGAGGGCUCCAUUCAGCUACUAUGAUUGACAGAGUAAUGCCUAAAGCAUUUCUGCCCCUACUUUCCCACCGCAUGGGUGGUAUUCAGCUGUUUUUCUCAGAGUAGACCUGUUGAAAUUAAUGGCCCUAGCUAAGCCAUGCCCAUGAAUUUUCAGUGAUUGUACUCGGAGUAAAACGUAGGUGAAUACUGCUUUGUGUUUUCCAAGGCAGCUUGCAACCUGAAACAGUACUAAAAUUAAUUUUAAACGACCAAAAAAAAAAACAAACCCACCCACACACACACAAAAGGUAGAACACCAGUAAGAUAAAACUAGCAAACCAUUUUAUCUUCUUUUUAAAAAGCUAAGAUUUAAACAGAUUUUGCUGGGUUCCUAAAUGCUAACAGCGGAGAUGCUGCGUAAACAUGUCUGGGGAGGGUGUUCAAGAAAUGGGGCAGCAUCACAGACAAGGUUUAAUCCCAGGAGUGUCUUGUGUGAAGACCUAAGUCGCCAGGAACAGUUGGUCAUUCAGAUACUCUGACCCCAAGUUGUUACAGCCAAAGCCAGUACGUAGAUCUUUUAAUGUGGGUUCAUUACCAUGAUUCAGUUCAGGCAUACCUUGACUUAAGUUGAGUUACACUUGAGCUUUCUGCCAGCACCUGCCGCCCCCGUUCCUUCUCCACUCACCGUGAUUGAAGGCUUGCCAGGUGAAUUAAUUAUACCUGAGCUGGGAAACUACAGUUACAGGAACAGAGGAAGCGACCUUAUACAUGGAGUCACACCAAUUGUCCGUCUAGCUUGAUGUUGUCUAUACACUGACUCUCCAGGGUUUCAGGCAGGUAACAACCUCGGCUCUACCUGGAGAUGCUGAUGGUUGAACCUGUGACCUUCUGCACGCAAGGCAGGUGCUCUGCAGCUCGACUCCAGAGCUUCCUCAAUUGCAGCAAACCAGAAUCUUGACCCAUGGUUUGUAGUUGGUUUGGGAUCUAGGUUUGUUCUGAACCUGGUAAUUGUAGUUUCCCAAUAUGAUGGACUAACUUGGAAAAUCUGAGUCACGUACAGUGGAAGGGGUCACUGGCUUUAGGCACAUGAACGCCUCGGCUUAUUGAAAUAUGUCUGAACCAGACCGGUGCAUCCCUGUUUAUAAUCUGACCGCUGUGUUCAGCUCCGGUGAAAGUUUUGGAAAAAUCGUCGGAGGCAGCUUCAUUGUAGCACAUGAAGGUAGCCCAGAGGUGGACUCCCGGUUCUAUCCCUGGUUUCUGACCAGGGAAUUGGAGUUAAUGAUAUCCACAAGUUCCUCAUCCCUGUAGUAGUCUGAAUCUGGAUGUUACUGACUUAGGGCUAAUUGUGGCAUGGUGUUUUCUUUCCAAGAAAGGGGGUGCAUCUGUUGCAUCCAUUUUGAAGCCAGUGAAACCAGCUUUGUAGCACAGAAUCCCCUGAGCUUUGGAUCUGACCACCCCUGAAAGCUGUAGACCUGACUCUUCCAAGAUGGGCGGCAGAAUGUCCCACAUCUUUUCUGCACUGAGCUUCGGUUUGUUCUUUCUCAUCUAACACAUGGCCCUCCAGCCACUGGCUUUCAUCAUCUCCUCUGCUCUCCUCUCCCGAGUAAAUGGCAGAAAUUAGGCCAGCACCCUUGGGCCAAAUGUGUUGUGUGGUUGCGGGCCCUCUGCACACGCCGUCGUCGUUGCCAUUUGAGAAGCUCUCCAACAGCUGGUCUUGCCUUCCCCCUGAGUCGCUGCUGUGAAAUGAAGCCUGGAGCAGCUGUUUGCCAUUGGGACAAAGUUGAAGAAAGGCUCUGUUCCCUCCCUCAGCUGUCCUGCUCUCUGGUUGUGGCCAUGACCAUAGAGCGGACUGAAGCACUCUGCCGCUCUCUGCAGUACUUUGCCAGCAGUCUGGCCAAACAAGAAUUCAAGGGGAGUCGGGAAGCUGCAAUCCAGCUCUGUGUGUGAAGGUCUGCCUAAGGUCUGGGGCAAGGGGCUGUGGAGACAGCUGUAGGCAAGCUCCUAGGACUGGAAUGUCACACAUCCUCUCGACUUGCACCUGUAGAGUUGGCCAGUGCAGCUUGGAGCCUGUUGAGUCAAACACAGCCCAACAGCUGAUGGGUAUAUAGGAAGCUACCAUCUACUAGAGUCGGAUCAUGGUUUCAUCUACCUCUGCAUCGCCUGCACUGGCCGGCAGCACCUCUUUCAAACGGGACCCCCUGAGCCCUAUCUGGAGAAAUCGGGGAUCGAACCUGUGACCCGCAUGCAAAGGCAAGGCCCUGAGCUGUAGUCCUCCCCACCAGGGACUUGAUUCAAACUCCUAGAUCUGCUGUGUGCCCAGGAACAGCAGAGGGGGUGGGGUGAAAAACAUGGCAACUGGAUUCUGCUGAUCUCUCUUUCAGGACUUGUUUCCCAACAAUGCCUGCCGUUUCAAAGGGAUGGCCAAAGGGGGCUUUGACAAGUGAGAGAGAUGAGCAGAACCUGCAUCCUUGUCAGCAUCAUUACUUAACUUUGUUUGUUGUUGUAUGUUAUUUUAUCUAUUUAUAAGAGCAUUGCCUUGCUGCAACUGAAACGUCACUCGCAAGUAAUGCUCUGAGGGCCUGGGCCCAGGCGUAGCCAUAACCCUUAGACGGUUAGGGCAGAACAUAAAUCAGCGUCUUAAAAGUUCAGAUUCCCAAGGACUCUUCUUGCCCAUCUUGGCUGCUGUAGGGUUGCUUCUGUGCAUUGCAGAAUAUGCACCAAGCAACUGCCUUUUGUUUAGACACGGAGUUGCAUUGAGUUUGCGGGAUUAUGAAUGUGCAUGCACACACGUGCACUUUGCUCUUAAAAAAAAUAAACCUCUUAGAAGUGACUAUAUGGGAUUUUGUUUACAACACCUUGGGCCAUCAUUUCAGGAGAACUUGGAGUGGCUGCUCAGUGUGAAGUAGCCUAGUUGUGCAGCCGGGUAGAUCUCGCCAUACUAACCUGCUGUCCUCCAGGCAUUCCUUGGCUUGUCCCUGCUCUGGUUGUGGCUUUCUGUCACCUGGAUGAUCACCUGGAGUGUUGCUGCUGUAGAGGUCAGUUCAGCAAGCAGUGCACGAAAGCAUUUAAGGCACUCGCCCUCCCCCUUUUCUUUAUGGAAUUAUUCUGCCAAGAUCUGCAGCUAACUCUGCUGGUUUUCUGUAGCUCAAGGCAUUCGUUGUCUCCAGCGCUUUGUCUAUUAAGCUGUUUGCAGAGAAGCAGUGACAAUGAUAAUGAAAUUAGAGGCUUCAACUGCUGAGCAAAUCUUGCUUUCCCCAUGCUUGGGGACUUCUUAGUAUAUAUUUUGCAUUGUUAUGCGUUUGUCACCGGGAUGCAGGUUUGAAAGCCAGUCUUCUGAUGCAUUUCAAUGCUCCUUGUCCCAUUUUAUUCUUUGAUAGGGUAGUUGAAUUUUGGUAAAAUCCUCAUAGAGAUCUUGAGGCUGCUGAAAUGGUUCAGUUGGGGGUCAAGUGGUGUUAUAUGUAUACUGCCCGAAGUUGCCACUUAAGCAAAGUGUUAGCUGCAGUUACCCUUUGCUGGACAGAAUAUGUGAUUUACUCUGUUCUUUGGGCAAAACAAAACAAAACAAAGAACCUGCAUUUCCCAGUGUUGCAUUCUCUCUUGAACACCCAGUUUGUUUUGCUCUUUAGGAGACAAACUGUUCUUGCAUUUUAGCCUUGGUGCUCUGGAGCAAGAGAGACGUGAGCAAAUACAGCCUUGAAUUUGGUGGGAUGCAUGGAUGUGCGUUGGUUUGCAUUUACUGCUGGAGGCCAACCCUUGCCAACCUGCUGCCCUCCAGAUGUUUUGAACUAUAACUCCUAUCAUUCCCAGCUAGCAUACGUGCCCUGGCCAAGGCUGAUGGGAGAUGCAGUCCAAGACAUCUGGAGGGCACCAUGUAGGCAAGGGCCGCUGUAAGUUAAUUAGAAUGGGGGUGGGGAACUUUGACCCUUCCAUAUUUGGUUGGACCAAAUAAGAUGCUCCUGCGUCCUCUUCUCCUCGUGGCCUCUAGGAAACCCACAAGCAGGACAGAGCACAAGAACACUCUUGCCUCCUGUGGUUUCUAGUAACUGGUAUUCAGAAGCAUUACUGCUUCCAACCAUGGAGGCAGAUCAUAGCCAUCAUGGCAAGUAACCAUGGAUUGCCUUUGUCCUUCAUGAACUUGUCUAAUCCUCUUUAAAAGCCAUCCAAGUUGGUGACCAUCGCUCCCUCCGUGGGAGCAAAUUCCAUAGCUUCCCUCUCUCCUGUGCAAAUAAAUACUUCAUUUUGUCCAUCCUGAAUCUUCCAGCAGAAGGUCCAGAAGUUCUAGUGUUAAGAGAGGGAGAAAGUCUCCUCUACCUCUGUGCUGUGCGUAGUUUUAAAAACUUCUGCCAUGCCGCCUCUUUCUCUGAACGAAAAGCAUCCCAAGCUCUGAAUCUUUCUUUAAAUCAGAGUCGCUCCACACCCCCUUGGAUCAUUUUGGUCCCUUUUCGAUAUCCUGAGGCGAGGCGACCAGAACAACGCACAGUAACUCCCACCAUUGGCCACGCUGCUUGGGACUGGCGGGAGUUUGGAGUCCCAAUAGCAUUUGGAGGGCUGCAUGUUCCCCACCAAAAGGGAUGCGGGUGGCGCUGUGGGUUAAACCACAGAGCCUAGGACUUGCUGAUCAGAAGGUCGGCAGUUCGAAUCCCCGUGACCGGGUGAGCUCCCGUUGCUUGGUCUCUGCGCCUGCCAACCUAGCAGUUCGAAAGCACGUCAAAGUGCAAGUAGAUCAAUAGGUACCACUCCGGCGGAAAGGUAAACGGCGUUUCCAUGCGCUGCUCUGGUUCGCCAGAAGUUGCUUAGUCAUGCUGGCCACAUGAGUAGGUCACGACUAGACCUAAUCAUCAGGGGUCCCUUUACCUUUAUGUUCCCCACCACUCAGGGGAUCGUUGAUAAAGGAUAGCUCUGUGAACAGCUACUGGUAGGCAUGAGAGACAAAAAGAACCUCAUUGCCGUACUUGUGAACACAACUUGCUGGGAAGGGCUGUUUUCCUCAUGCCCUGCUUGUGAGACUCCACAAGGCACCUACCUGCCUACAGCUUCCUGGACUAAGAAUCAGAGAAUCAUAGAGUUGAAUGGGGCCCUGAGGAUCAUCUAGUCCAGCGGUUCUCAGCCUGUGGGUCCCCAGAUGUUGUUGGACUACAACUCCCAUCAUCCCUGAGCUCUGGCCUUGCUAGCUAGGGGUGAUGGGAGUUGUAGUUCAACAACAUCUGGGGACCCACAGGUUGAGAAAGGCUGAUCUCGUCCAAGCCCCUGCAGUACAGGAAUAUGCCGCUGUUCCUUCUGGGGAUCGAACCCGCAACUUUGGUGCUGUCAGCACCGCACUGUAACCAACUGAGCUCAAAUGAGACUAGCUGGACCUUUUGCCUCUUCCAGCAUUGCUCUCCUCCUGUUGUCAGACCCAAGCUGUGCAAUGGCCGGAGGAGAGCCUUAGCUGCGGGAUUUGACAAUUAACUGCCCGAACUGCUGCUUUUCUGCUCUCUGACCUUGUCAGUGGUGGUGGGGGUAAAGGGCACCUGUGAGGAGGCAAGUCCGCCCGGGAGGUCGGCGUGGUAUCUAAGAGAGGUCAGGCUGUGGCAUAUUGCUUGGUGAUGACUUUGGCUGACGUUCCGAAAGCUCUACUGACUCCGCUUCCUCUCGCUGACUGAUGGCCUGUGCUCAACUGUCAAUUGCAGUACCGUUUCCCCUGAGUAAGUUCCUCCUCCUGUCAUUGUGUUGGCCCAGGGAUGAACAAAGCCCCCUGAAGCAAGUGACUUGGAUGGAGAGCAAAGCUCUUGUGGUCCUCGCAGGAGAUUAUGGUUUGGUCCGGUUUGGUGCUAUCUCUGAUUUUGGUGGCGACGGGAGGGAAAAAAGCAGUGAGCUUUGACUCUUGCUUGCAAACUGCUGAAGCACGAUAACAGAAGACAGAGUGUUGUUUGCCUUUGUUAAGGGUUCUCUGAAGUGAGAUUUCUUGCCCGCUAGCGCAGGUAGCUGGCAUUGAGUGGGUUUGAUAAGGUAGCGAAUCACAAGCUAACCAGUGCAGACUGUAUGGAGGAGACUGGCGUAUGCAGCAGGUAGAAAACCGUUGCCUAAUUGGAUACUAAUUGGGACUUCUUUCACAAGUGAAGGAAUGCUGACCAUGCUUCUGAGCAUGUGUGAAGUACUUUUCCCUCCUUGCUGUGUAAUUGGAAGCAGUCCUCUGACAUUUUUAGGGGUGGGGGUUGCAAGAUAAGACUGUGGCUUCCAGGCCUAGAGCCUCCUUCUUUUUUAGAAGGUGAAUUUUGCCGAAAACUAUGUGUAUACACACACACACACACAGAGAGAGAGAGAGAGAGAGAGAGAGAGAGAGAGAGAGAGGCUGGUUGUGUUCUGUCUGGAUAAGCCAAAUACGUAGCUGAGAAAGAUGACACAUAUUUCUUUCUGCUUUACCCUGGAUAGCAAGAAUUCAUGGGAGGUCUUGUUUUUGGGAACAGAGUUUUUGGAUGGCCACACUGGUGCCACACCUUGUGCCAAUGUGCCGGGUCGAUUGUUUUCUGAGAGCCUUCCUGAAGGAGAACUCUCCAGUGCCAAGUACGCAGAAUGUUGAGACUGGGACCGGGGUGUGCGCACGAUAUUUAUAAACAUGGCAAAACAGUAGAUUUAGGAAAAAAGAAUCCCAAGGAGUUGCGCUCCUCCAGUGUUAGGCCUGUGGAUUAGAAGCCAGAGCCUGGGCUAGGGGCCUGUAGAAGCAUGUAAGAAAGGCAGAGGCCAGGGGAAUGUGUAAAACAGCUCUCCCCAGCUCCCUUAAGAUAUGGAACUACAAUUCCCAUCAGCCCUAGCCGGCGGGAUGAUGGGAAUUAUAGUCCAGCAACAACUAGAGGCACAAGGUUGGGGAAGACUGGUAUAAACAGUGCAAGCCUUAGAAAAUAUUGGGGGGGAGAAAUUAGGUGCAAUGAGAGGAAAUGUUAAAAUAUGUGCAUAAUAGUCGCUGGAUGCAGAAAUGGACAGAGUUUUUUAAAAUCAAUUGAAGUAUCUUCUUUUUUAAAGAAAAGGUCAGAGUUCUUGUCCUUUUAAAAGCUGUGUCACGAAAUUUCCUUUUCUGCCUGUCCUUUUUGGCCUAUAAAACCUAGGCACCUUAGCUGAUUUUUUAGUUUACUCCUGUGGAUGCUAGGUUACUGGAACUGGCAGGGGAAGGGAUUUGGAUGGAGGAAGUAAUUAUCUGAGGGAUAAGUUGUGUGGUCCAGAUUGCUAUCUGGCUUGGAAGUUGGGGAGGAAUUGGGGAGGGUCCUGCUCCUCAGCCGCCAGAGUCUCCCUGCAAAAGCCUCUGUUGUGACAACUGGGCUCCUGGGGCCUAGUUCAGUUUAAACUCUGCGAUAGCAUGGGCUGCAAGGGAAUUCCCGUUCUCCAGAGGGGGCUGUGGGAUUGGAACAGAAUGCCCAGUUGAAGAAAAGGGAACUAAAGUCAAAACAAAACCCUUAAAAAUGUUACAACUCCCCAUCUCCUCCAGAUUGACGUUGGUCAUUAUGAAACCCCACUUAACGAACAAGGCCUUGCAGCGCAUUUGAAAGAUGCUUCGGUCUUUGGAGUUUUACUGAGUGUGGCUUUGGCUGCUUGGAAGGGUCAGAAAAGAUGCUGCAGGUACUUUGGUGCAAAUAUACUUUGUCUGCAGUACCAGGAUAAUUGGCAAAAGCAGGAAUUUAUGUAUAGUUGAUUCCCCCCCUUAUAAUAUAGCAAAAUGUUUUACACACACACAUACAUGCAAUUAAACCAAGGUGUUUGGAUUUAAAUCCCACCACAUGGUGAUUCUUGUGUUAAGUUAUUGGGUUUUAGCCUGAUUGAAUUUAAAGUUUUGCUAACUGCGCCCUUUGUGAGACUCUUCAUUUUAAUCGAACUUGCUUCUCUGUGGGUCUUUGCUUAUUUCAGUCAGGCUUGCCACUCGUUCAGUUUGUUUCCUAGAGGAAGGAAGUAACAAAUAAGAACCACUGAAUAACUAGAACAUGUUUGCUCACAAGUGAGCAGAAUCUAGUACCAGUCUGUGUUUCCAGGAGUCUAAACUCGUAACUAUGCGCCGGUUCACUUGAGCAGUUACCUGCCUUGGAAAUACUCCAAUUAUCUUAACUUGUUAGGAAAUUGUAAAUAAGGUAUUUGUUAGUUACAGUCUGUAUUCUGAUAAGCUGAGAAUGUUGUUAUCAUGUGCCUACGAAAAAGACACCUAUUUUUUCAUUAAAAAACCAAACUUUAUUGACAUACAGUAAAAAUAAUGGAUAUGGCAAAUAAAAAGGAAUGUGAAAGUAGAAAAAUAAAACACAGAUACAGAGGAGGGGUAAAAAAAACCAAGAAACUGCUGAAAAUACAAUGCCUCAUUCAGUUGUCAGAUAUGAGAAGAAGGUGGGUCAAUUCAGUUCUCAGUAAAACCUCUCCACAUGCUUGUCUGUCGUACAGGUGGUGUAGUGGGCUGUUCAAUUGAGUUAGCAUAGCAGAGGAGCUUACACCAUAUUGAGUAAAAAAGGACAAGGCACCUGAUUUUGACAAAGCAUUGUACAUAAGAUUAAAAACAAGGAAGGCUUUGCCCAUGUUUUGUUUUGGCUUUCUUAACAUCAGAGCUUCAAAACUGGGACUGCCAGGCAAGAGGCACUGCUAUAUGCUUUGGGUGGUAUUAAACCAGGUUUCCUCAACCUCAGCCCUGCAGAUGUUUUGAGACUACAAUUCCCAUCAUCCCUGACCACUGGUCCUGCUAGCUAGGGAUCAUGGGAGUUGUAGGCCAAAAACAUCUGGAGGGCCAAGGCUAAGGAAGCCUGUAUUAAGCUAUGCCUGGAGCAACUGAAACUAAUGAACAUGACUAAGUUAGGUCCAUUAAUUUUAGUGGGUCUUCUCUUAGUUGAAUAUCACCCUAUGAUUAUGGCUCUCAACCGAUUAGUGAUGGGGAACCUUGGGUCCAGGGCCAAAUGCACCCCUCCGGGCCUCUUUGUCUGGGCCUUGAAACUCCCCAAGCCCACACCCUUCACUUGCGCUUCUGCACACCCAGAGUGUUUGGCCCCAGUCAACAAAUGCUGCAGUUAACUGCCCUGCCAGCUAACUGAAUUAAAACCUUCACUCUUCCUUUCAGGAUUAAUAAAUGGGACUAUUCAGAGGAAGCAACAACUUGGAAAAACUUGUGUUUGAAAAUGAGCAAAGUGCAUGCUCAUAGGCCUAUCUCUUUGCUCGAAUCAGCUUGAUGUCCUUCCCAUGUUUCGGACUACAGUUCCCAUAAUCCUUUAGCCAUGCUGGCUGGAGCUGAUGUGGGUUGGAAGUCCAACAACAUCAACAUCCGGAUUGACUAUGGCUGAUAUAAAUAGUUUGGGGAAAAGGUGUCCCCCAUGAUCCUUAUACAGUACCUCUCUACUUGCAUAUUUAAUGUUUCCCCCCUGAAUCUCUGGUUGAAUUAUCCCCAGUUUAAGGAUUGGUUCUCCCCACUCCUGCUUUCCAAAUGUAAUUGCCAUGCUUGAGCAAGCUGCCUCCAGGUUUCUAGCUGCCGGCUUGCUUGGUUAGUGAUGUGGCUGUGUUUAAGAGGAAGAAGAAAGUGCUCUUGAGUGCAGUUGACCCACCUACAGAAGGCGGUAAGCAACUCCUGUUGAUUGUAACAGAUUUGACUUGCACCGUGUUCCUGUAUAAGCAGCAGAGGCGUGAGAAGCUUCUACCUUGGAAUUUGAGCAUACUUAAUUUUGCCUUGUUUGAAGAAAUAGUGCAUCUCAGCUACAAUCAGGUAUAUUUAAAUGAACUAUUCAUUUUGCUUAACAUUUUACUACAAAAAGAUAGAGUGCAGUUGCAAAACGUUAACAAAUCUUGGGUACUGCCAUUUUAAUUUGCAAAAAAAGGCGUUUAUGGUUCUCAUUCACCCUCUUCAGAACUCAGAGUUCAGGUGAAGUGGCAGGGCUGGUUCGGAGUGCCUCACUCGAGACCACAUAUUAUGGCAAAAGUGGGACUUGAAUCGAAACCCUGAAAAGAAGUUUCUUGGAAGGUAUACAGAAAACGAAGUGAUGGACAAGCCAGUAGAAUAGUUGCUUGUUUAGUCUUCUGGUUAGAGAGGUGCAAAAGCUGCUUCUUUUUAAAAAUUGCUUUUUAUUGAAUUUUAAAUUGGUUAUUCGUCUAUAUAUUCUGUUCACUCUUUAACAUAUAUUGUACACAUAUAAAAAAAAUCAAACAAUAACAAUAUUUCUACACAAGUGACUUCCCACCACCUCAGCUUCUGUCAUCUUUCUCUUCUCAACUAUGUUGUUUUUCCUUAUUGCCUUUCUAAUACAUAAUAUAUCUCAGGGGUGGCCAACUCCCAAGAGACUGCAAUCUACUCCCAGAAUUAAAAACUGCCCGUUUUUUAGGGGUUCUGGUCAAAGUUGUUGAGCUUCUUUUAGGGAGAAAGGGGAACAGCCACUCACCAACAGAUCGCUGUGUAAAGCCUCACUCAGUAAACUCCAUCUUCCGUUCUGCAGAUCAUGCGACAAUGGAGGGCGGGCUGGGCCAGAUUCUAAUUUACCAAUGGAAUGGGACCCGGGGAUCCACCACGAUCUACCAAAACCUCCCAGGGAUCUACCAGUAGAUUGCGAUCGACCUGUUGGACAUACCUGAUAUAUCUUACCUAUCUGAUCUUUACUUUGCAAAAUUAAGUCGGAGCAUAUCAGGGAUUUUAUUUGAGAACAACGUUUCCCCAGAUAAUCUUUUACACAUUCCCACUCCGUUUUGAAUUUUUGGUUUGGUUGGUUCCUAACUGCUUCUGUCAUGCUUGCUAAUUACAAAUACAGUGGUGCCCCGCAAGACGAAUGCCUCGCAAGACGGAAAAACCGCUAGACGAAAGGGUUUUCCGUUUUGAAGUUGCUUCGCAGGACGAAUUCCCCUAUGGGCUUGCUUCGCAAGACGAAAAUACCUUGCGAGUCUUGAGAUUUUUUUUCGCUUUUCCCCCCCUUUAUCUAAUCUGCUAAGCCUUUAAUAGCCUUUAAUAGCCUUUUAGCAGCUAAUCCCUAAGCCUUUAAGCCUUUAAUAGCCGCUAAACCGCUAAUAGCGCUAAUAGCGCUAAUCCGUCAAUGGGCUUGCUUCGCAAGACGAAAAAACCGCUAGACGAAGACUCUCGCGGAACGGAUUAAUUUCGUCUUGCGAGGCACCACUGUACUGAUACAAUUUAGUUUGCCAUUCUUCCUUUGUUGGUGUCCUAUUCCCCUUCCGAUUUCUUGCGAUUAAUGUUCUUGCUGCUGUUGUAGCAUAUAAAGGUAAAGGGACCCCUGACCGUUAGGUCCAGUUGUGACCGACUCUGGGGUUGCAGCGCUCAUCUCGCUUUAUUGGCCGAGGGAGCCGGCGUACAGCUUCCGGGUCAUGUGGCCAGCAUGACUAAGCUGCUUCUGGCGAACCAGAGCAGCGCACGGAAACACUGUUUACCUUCCCGCCGGAGCGGUACCUAUUUAUCUACUUGCACUUUGACGUGCUUUCGAACUGCUAGGUUGGCAGGAGCAGGGACCGAGCAACGGGAGCUCACCCCGUCGUGGGGAUUUGAACCGCUGACCUUCUGAUCGGCAAGCCCUGGGCUCUGUGAUUUAGACCACAGCCCCACCCGCGUCCUUCUGUUGUAGCAUAUAGGAACAGCCGUUUUCGAGAGGUGCAAGAGCUUCUAUGCCCAUCAAGUGGAGAGUUUGUUAGACUCUGGUUCAGAUUUCAGGUGAUGGAAAAGGCCUGUGCCUGAGUUCUUGGGAGAGCUGCUGCCAGUCAGAGUAGGCUAGAUGGGAAAGUAGUCCGACCUUCUAAUUUGAAGCUGGCUUCCAACAUUCCUGUUUGCCGUGCUUGCUGGGUGGCUGUUUGCCAAAGUAGGCUCCCACUCUCACCCCCCCAAGUUGUUCUUGGUAAGAGAGCUGGCUUUUGUGUUUUGAAGGACUUAUUAAUGAGGGAGGCAGGCCAGCCAGCCGGCUAGGCCUUGGAGGAGCUAGCUCAGCCCCAACUGCCAUGUUUGUGAAGCCGGCGUGGUGCUGGCGGAAAGAGCAAUGAGUGCCUCAGAUAAAGAAGAGCGACACAUUUAGCAGACGCCUGAUAAAAGGCGCCUGCUCGUUGCAAGUGGGGGGGAAAUGAGUUUGUGCUUCCCUCGGCCGCAUUCGCACCAUACGUACGAUGCUGUUUUAAACAGACAGGGUUUCUUCUCCCAAAGGAUUCUGGGAGCUGUCGCUGGUUAAGGGUGCUGAGAGUCAUGAGGAGAACCCCAGUCCCCUCACAGAGCUACAGUUGCCCUAGUGGUUUUAACAGCCAAUCCUCCUUCACAGGAAAAUCUGGGAAUUGUAGCUCUCGGAGGGGAACGCGGGUCUCACAGCAACUCUUGGCACCCUUAACAAACUACAUCUCCCAGGAUUCUUUGGGGGAAACCACGACAGUUUAAAGUGGUAUCACACUGCUUUAAACAUAUGGUGUGGAUGUGCCCUUGAUAAAAUGGAAAGCUUUCGGUUUUGGCUGUAGAGUCCUGCUGCAGGAGCCCUGGACAUUAUCGUUGUUGUCUGGUGUCAUAGGACUGACUCCUCACUCAUCUUCUCCUCUAUAACCUUUCUAUCAGAUUGGGCAGUCAUCACACUUGUCUUUUGACAGGAUGUGCUCUCUAUUUUUAAGCUUUCUUGUCCCCCUCCCUCCCUUGUUGCAGAGUGAAUAUGAUGCUUUCUUCGUAUUUCAGGCUUUGUAGCUGAGAAAGAAGGCUAGAAAGGGGUCAGGGGGGAGGACGCUGGACUACUUAGGCCUGAUUCAGCAGGGCUCUUGCAUUAGGUAAUUGGCUCAAACCGCCCCCAGGUUGCACAGGGCUGUGUCUCCAGGCUGCUAUUUUGCACUUGGGUCUGGUUAGUGAGCUUCAGGAUUCUUCUAGUGGAAAGCAAAGUGGACAUCUUCCCUCCAAAGUCCUACAGUUUGACCAUUCCUGAGCUGUUUUAGUCCAGCAUCACAUUUUGCAGCAGCCAAUAGUUGCUAGAAGGUGUGGUCAUGUCUGGCUUCGAACAAUGCUCAAUUUUGUGUUUCCAGUCCCUUUCAAGCAUAACUCCUCAACCCAGCUUCUGGAUAGCUCAGUUGGUUAGGGUGUGGUGCUAAUAAUGCCAAGGUUGCAGCUUCAAUCCCCAUAUGGGGAGAAUUGCAGGGAGUUGGGCUAGACUAGAGGAUCCUUAGAGUCCCUUUCAGCUCUACAAUUCUACAAGUAUAUUUCGUUUUAAAUGAAAAUUCUCUGGAACCCUGAGCAAGGUCUCCGCUCAAGUGUAGCAACCUUCCUUCUACGGAGUUAGAAUAUUGAUCCAUUUAUUGUCUCUGGAAGCCAGCUCUCCAGAUUUCCACAAAAGCGUCUGUCCCAGCCCCACCUGGAGAUUUCAGGGAUUUGAAACUGGGAUUUUCUGCAUGCAAAGCAGGUGCUCUAACACCUUGCUACGGACCUUCUCUUAAUGCAGUUGCGGAAUACGCACAGCCUAGCAAAAAUACUAACACAUCUACACCCAGGACUUUGAUUGGACGUGUAGGAAGGAUGUCCACAGAAAAUGCUGUCUUGGUGUCAUCUUGAUGAUAGCAGAGGGUAAGGUAAAGGUAAAGGGACCCCUGACCAUUAGGUCCAGUCGUGGCCGACUCUGGGGUUGCGGCGCUCAUCUCACUUUAUUGGCCGAGGGAGCCGGUGUACAGCUUAGCCAGCACGACUAAGCCACUUCUGGCGAACCAGAGCAGCGCACAGAAAUGCCGUUUACCUUCCCGCCGGAGCGGUACCUAUUGAUCUACUUGCACUUUGGCGUGCUUUCGAACUGCUAGGUUGGCAGGAGCAGGGACCGAGCAACGAGAGCUCACCCCGUCGUGGGGAUUCAAACCGCUGACCUUCUGGUCAGCAAGGCCUAGGCUCUGUGGUUUAACCCAGAGUGCCACCCGCGUCCCGAUACCAGAGGGUAGGUGCUCACAAAGCAAGCCAGUCUCUUUACCCCUUUUGCCGCUGGGGCCAAGGGUGUUUAGUACAUGCGUCCCCUGGAAACGUUUUGGAAAACUGUUCCAAAGAGCAUGAACAUGAGGAAAGGAUCCCUGCUGGAUCGGGCCAGAGGCCCAUCCCUGCAGAACCCUGUUCUCACAGUGGGGAAACCAGCAAGCAGGAUUCAGGCGCAAGAGCGCUCUCCCCUUGUGUGGUUUCCAGCAGCCGGUAUUCAGAAGCAUUGCUUCCUCUUGACCAGGGGUCAGCAAACUUUUUCAGCAGCGGGCCGGUCCACUAUCCCUCAGACCAUGUGGGGGGUCGGACUAUAUUUUUUUUUGGGGGGGGGGGAUGAACGAAUUCCUAUGCCCCACAAAUAACCCAGAGAUGCAUUUUAAAUAAAAGGAGACAUUCUACACAUGUAAAAACACGCUGAUUCCCGGACCGUCUGCGGGCCGGAUUGAGAAGGCGAUUGGGCUGGAUCUGGCCCCCGGGCCUUAGUUUGCCUACCCAUGCUCUUGACUAUAGCUGGAGAGCAAAACCUUCAUGGCUAGUAGCUUGCUAUUUCAGAGAAGCAUUGGGAAGGGAGCAACUUGUGCAGAACUGCGUCGGAUCUCGCUGUGGGCAUUUGGCAAAUCUUCUAUAAGGUGGACUCCGAUAGCAGACCACAUGUGUAAAGCUGGCUUUUCCCCAUUUGUGAAUACCACUAAAACCAAGCGACAUCCUCUCGCAAGAGGUUGGGCUUCCUCUCCGUGGGAACCAGGGUCUUGCGAAGGUCCGCGCCUCAUUGUUGACCCUCUGCUUUUCCUCUCUACCCUGCAGGCCUACGAACUCUCCACCUUAACGGGCACUCAGGUGUUGCUGCUCGUGGCCAGCGAGACGGGCCAUGUCUACACGUUCGCCACGCGGAAGCUACAGCCCAUGAUCACUAGCGAGACGGGGAAAGCGCUGAUCCAGACAUGCUUGAACUCUCCUGACUCUCCUCCUCGGUCAGACCCAACCACUGAUCAGCGCAUGAGCGCUACGGGCUUUGAGGAGACGGACCUCACUUAUCAGGUGUCCGAGUCAGAUAGCAGUGGAGAAACAAAGGUAUAGACACCCUCCCUUUUUCGUGCUGUGGAGGGCUUGGAGGAGGGGGAAAUUAUUCCUGCAGGUCUCUGGGGAGGGAAGAAGCUUUGUCCUUGCAACCUUGCCUUCUACCUAGGAGAAGGUUUACCUGGGAGGACUACAGAGCACAGGUGGGCAGAUUUCAGGCUUGUUGGGUGGGUCUACUGUGCGUGUGUGGGAGAGGAAGAUGAACCUGUGUUGAGGGGGACUGAACAUCUGCAGGAAGGAAGCCUGCUGUUCUAAUCAAUUGGCCUCCAUGCUCCUUUUAGAACCUUGGAUCUUCCAGGGUUCCGAGUCACAUGGGGCGCUGACUCAAGUAGCAAGAGACUCUGCCCGUCCGGCAGAGGUUCAAGCCUCCCACAUGGAAAGAGCCACUCGCCCCUGCGUGUGUGAAUGAUUUGAGAACCUGCUAGAUCAGGCCAGUGGCCCAUCCAGUUCAGCAUCCUCUUCUGGCCGCCCAGGUGCCAGUGGGAAGCCUGCAAAAGCAGGACACGGGCACCAGCAACACAGCCCACCUGCAGUUCCUAGCAGCCAACAUUCAGAGGCAUUUUGCUGCUGACCUCAGAGGCAGUGCCCGGCCAUCAGCGCUAGUAGCAGCCUUUAUCCUCCAUGAGUUGGUCCGGUCCUCUUUGACCUGAAGGAGCAUUUCCACCCACCCUGUCCAUUCCAGACACUGAGGUCCAGCUCCGAGGGCCUUCUGGCGGUUCCCUCAUUGCAAGAACCAGGCAGAGGGUCUUCUCUGUAGUGGCACCUGCCCUGUGGAACGCCCUCCCAUCAGAUGUCAAGGAAAUAAACGACUAUCUGACUUUUAGAAAACAUCCGAAGGCAGCCCUGGUUAGGGAAGUUUUUAAUGUUUGAUGUUUUAUCGUGUUUUUAAUAUUGUGUUGGGAGCCGCCAGGAGUAGCUGGGUCAGCUCAGUCAGAUGGGCAGCAUAGAAAUAAAUUAUUAUUAUUAUUAGGCCAAUCAAGUUGGAGGGCAUCCCUGCUUCCUGUGGGAGUGAGUUCCAUAGUUCAACCUUUUGCUGCACAAAGAAGUACUUUUUAAAACCUUGCAACAUUCAGCUUCAAUAGAUGCCCACCAGUCCCCUUGUUGCAAGAGAGGGAGAAAACCAUUCCUGUAUGCUCUACCCCCAUGCCAUGCAUAAUUUCAUAAGCGUCCAUCGUGACACCUCUUUACUUGCCUUUUCUCUAAACCAAAAAGUCCCAAACUCUGCAGCGCCUCCUCCUAUAGGGGAGCUACACCCAUGGAAUAAGGCUUAAGAGAAUCAGACCCCUCCAUAUUAUUAUUAGUAUUAUUCUGGCUUCGGUGAUCUGUGGUGUUGGCAGGGGACAAGUCUAUGGGCCGAGCCUCCUUUUGGCUGUAAAGAUUCCUAUAUAGCGUGACUCCUAGCAUUCAGUUGUCUCUCCCUUACCUCCUCCUCCCUCCUUCCCUGGGACUUGAGUAGUUGUGCCCUGUCAACUCUGCUGGAGCUCUGCCGAAGUGGAAGCAGGGCUGAGCCUCGCCUUGCCCUCGGCAGCACGGUCCUGGAUGGGAGAUCCGUGGGGUGGGUUGAGGGGGUGCAGAGCGACAGGUGCUGCUUGCCUCACCCCCCCCCCCGCCCACCCCGUGCCCCUUGCCGAGGAGUCCUGCUUUUCGGUUAUCUCUCCUUGGGCGUCUCUCUGCUCGCGCUCAUUGAUAAAAAUUUGAUUCUGCCUCCGUGGCCAUAUAAGGCCCGGUUUCCUUCCCCGGAGUCCCUGGCUGGGCCCCUCACAUUCCUUAUAAGCUGCAGCUGUCUCUUGCUUUGGUGCUGUUUUGGAAGGGGGCAGGGAGGACACGGGGAAUUGAAGCACUUGGCUGAACAGACUAUUCCUUCUCUCCCUCUCCCUCUCUCUGUCUCCAACCAGCUCCUCUGCUGGCUUAACUCACAGCUCGCUUCUCAGCAGCUAUCGUAUCAGUAAAGGGAGCCGACAGCGCUGAUAACGUGGGACAAUUGCUCCCCUUCCCCCAGGAAGCUUAAAAGGUCUUGGGCUUGCUAUCUGUAUGACUUUACUCUGCUUUUAUAUAGCACCUUCUCGAGGCACCAGAGUUCUUCAUGCACAUACAUGCAUCUCACAAAAUACAGAGUUGUAGAAUUGGAAAAGGGACUCCAGGGUCUUUUAGUCCAACCCCCCACAGUGCAGGAAUCUCAACUAAAGCAUCCAUGACAGAUCGAACCUCGGCUUAAAAACCUCCAACGAUAGAGAGUCCACAACUCCCGAGGGAGACUUCCACAGUCGAACAGCUCUUAUUGUCCGAAAGUUCUUCCUGAUGUUUAGUUGGAAUCUCCUUUCUUGUAACUUGAAGCCACUGGUUCGAGUUCUACCCUCCAAAGGAGAAAACAUGUUUGCUCCAUCUUCCAUUUGACAGCCCUUUAGAUAUUUGAAGAUGGCUAUCGUAUCUUUUCUCUGUCUCUUCUUUCCCACGCUAAACAUUCCCAACUCUUUCUCUCUCUAUAUAUAUUUAUUUAUUAGGUUUUUUUAAACAUAUCAUUUCCAACAAUCACAUAACUUAACUUCUUAUCUUACGCAUUGUUUUAGACUUCCAUCAACACCUCUGAUGAUUUUCCGUUCUUUAUCACUUAUUCUGCAUUUCUUAAUAUAUCUAUUACUCUUAAUUAUCAUCAACUAAUAAUUCUCCUCAUAGUCUUUCUUGCACUAUUUCAUAUAGUUCUCCUUCUUGCAGUCCUACUAGCGUAAUCUGUUCGUUACUAUUACUUUUCAAAUAGUUCGUAUAUUUACUCCAGUCUUCUAAGAAUCUCUGGUCCCGCAGGUUUCGAAUCCUUCCAGUUAAUUUAUCCAGUUCUGCAUAGUCCAUCAAUUUCAUCCACCAUUCUUCUUUCGUCAGUAAUUCUUCUUGCUUCCGUUUUUGUGCCAGUAGUAUUCUUGCUGUCGAACGUUCCCAACUCUCUCAACCGUUCCUCAUAAAGCUUGGCUGCCUUCCUCUGCGCAUGUUCCAGUAUGUCAGUAUCCUCCUGGACGCAGGGCUCCAGGUGUGGCCUGACCAAGUCAACAAUCCUCUGAACCUCACAACAAUCCUUUAAUGUCAGUGGCAUUGUUGCUGUCCCCACCCCACCCACUCCAAUGCAGAUGAAAAGGUUUGGGCUGAGAAGAGAGUGUUUUGCUUGAUUCCACCUGGUGAGCUGAAGGUAGGAUUCAGCCACAGAUUUGCUGGCUCUCUCCCUCUUUGCCACCAGGGUUGUGGAAGCCCCUUCCACCACACAGGGAGCUAGCUACCUUCUACUGAGUCAGGCUGUCGGUGCAGCUAGCUCAGCAUUGUCAAUGGCUCUCCAGGGUUUCAGGCAGGCCUUUCCCAUCCCUCUCUGGAGGUGCCAGGGUUUGAACCUUCUGCAUGCAAGGCAGAUGUCCUGCCACAUAGGAGACUGCCUAGGGCCAGGUCAGACGGUUUUAUCUCUCUCCCAUUUUUGACUGCUCUGGUUGGCAGCUACCCUGAAAGGUCUCUGGCAGAGGCCUUUUCCGUCAUCUGUUGCCUGCUGAUCUUUUUCACAGCAAGUGCCAUUGGUCCAUUUCACAGAAUUGUACAGUUGGUAGGGACCACGAGGGUCAUCUAGUCCAACCCCCUGCAAUGCAGGACUCUUUUGCCCAGUGUGAGGCUCAAACCCAUGACCCUGAGAUUAAGAGUUUCAUGCUCUACCGACUGAGCUAUCCCUUGGCUAAGUGUUGCAUAUUCUCAAUCAGCAGAAGCUCUCCACAGAUUGGAGCAGAGGUCUUUCCCAUCGCCUCCCGUCCGACCCUUUUAACUGGAGAUGCCGGGUAUUAAACCUGCGGCCCCCUGCGUGAAAAAGCAUGUGCUCUCUCCCACUGAGCUGUAGUCCAUUUCCAACCUUGAGAAAAUCCCUGGCUCUCAUUUAUUUCCUUUUUGCAUAUUUUGGAAGAUACAGGAAAUGAAGCUUCUGUAAUAGCUUCCUCGGGUCACAAAUCCGACCCCCGGCGCAAUAGAGAGCGCAGCGGGAACUGUAUGAAGCAAAAUACUCCUCUUGUGAAAACCAGCAUUGCUUGAACUGCUUCCCUAGUGGUGCCAUAGAGCGGGGUUUCCCAAACUUGGGUCUCCAACUGUGUUUUUUUUGGAGGGACUACGAUUCCCACCAUCCCUGACCUCUGUUCCUGCUAGCUACAGAUGAUGGGAGUUGUAGUUCAAAAACAACUGGAGACCCAAGUUUGGGAAACCCUAACCUAGAGAGAUACCUUUGCCCAACCUUCACCAAGCUGGCUUGUGGUGUGUUUGUUUUAUGGGGAUCAUAAGGACAUUAGAUGGAGACUUGCCGGUCAGAACAAAAGCCGGUCAGUCCAGCAUUUUGUUCUCACAUUGGUUACCUUCGGUGCCUAUGGGAAUCUCACAUGUAGGGCGUGAGGGCUCACUGUCACCAGCAACUGGUACUUGGAAGCAUCCUGCCAUCCGCUAGUUGCCGCCUGAGAGAUGGAGAUAUCCCCAGUUCCUAGAUUUGUGCUUGGGAGCAUUGGGGUUUUCCAAUUAGCACAGCUCAGCAAUGGAGGUGUGUUUCAGAUUAGGUCAUAAUUUUUGCCUUUACAAUUAGAGGGGGGGAACCCCACUAAAACUUCUACAUGCAGAAAAUAAUGUACCCACACCCUCACUUUCCCACCCGUGUUCUAAGCUCCGGCCAGCAUUUUAGAAGACUGACUGCAGAGGCUAGAACUAUGGGCCUUAUUGCUGCUCUUGACCUUUUGGAGAAAGGAAGAGGGAUUUGAGGAAGCUUUUAUUCCCUCUCUGCCUGUUACAUAAGGAGCCAAUUCCUGUACUUGUGCUCUUUGGAGAGCUUGUGUGUGUGUGUGUGUGUGUGUGUGUGUGUGGCUGUUGACCGGCUACAAGUCUUCGGACUGAAUGGGUUUUUAGUUUUGGAACAGAAUUCGUCUGUGCUCUUUCCAGUUACCAGCAGUGCUUUUAACUUGAGGUGGUAGGAUUUGAACUGGCAACCUCGCAUGUGCUCUGUCCCUGUGCUGCAGCCCCUUUUGUUGCUGUUUGGGUUUGAAGGAGAACCAGACAGAUCAGAGUGGGCACCUCCUCAUCCCAAGAGAGCCACAUUCCUUUCUGGGUAGCCUUCCAGUGUGGCCACAAGGAGGAUGGGUGCAUUUCAGGGUUAGUGGGGGAUGUGGCUGGGGAGAGUUCCAAGGGUGAGAUAGAGAGGUCUGGAGGGCCACAUUUGUUGUUUCCCGCCCAUUUAUAUUUUUUUUUUAUAAAAAAAAAAAUCGCAUGCACUUUCCAAUACAUGAUAUAUAUUUUCCCUUUUGUUUUGUCAACUCCCCAUCCCAUUUGCCAUGGUAUUAUUUUUAUUUCUCUUCCUUGCUGCAUCCUAUCUUCUCUCUCUUACACCAUAACCAUCAUACAAUAACCUCUCAUUCUGUUGCUCAUAGUUCAAAUCCCGCUUGCAAAAAUUCCUCUUGCUAUCAUAUUUCUUUAAAUAGUCCAAGAGAGCCUUGCAUUCUUCGACAAAACACAAGCAUCAUUAGGUUCUCUUAUUUUAGCUGCUAGCUUUGCUGAUUCCACAUAGUCCUUCUGUGCUGGUCCCGAGGCUUAACCGUGUGGCGAGGUUUGGGUCCAGUCCGAGGUCGAGGGUGCGGUAUGGAGGCUGUCCGUCAAAGCUGAAGCUGGGUCCAAGGCAGGGAGUUGGGUGAGGUCAGGAACUCUGGCAGAAGAUGCAGGCAGGAACAGGCUACCAACAAUGUUGCUCCCGCAACCUGGGACUGGGACUGGCUGGCUUUUAUCUGCCCCAAGGCAUAGGGCGGCCCCGGUCCACAGGUAACUCGCCUCUCCUGGCCUGGAGGCAAGCACUCCUCCUGCGGGAACUUAGUUCCCUCCGCCUCUCUUCCCCGAGCCUCUGCAGCUCAGGAGAGGCUGGAGGGUUACCGGACCCAGAGGCAACCUCAGCUUCCCCUGACGGGGCUGAGAGUGGAGCACCUGCAGGCAAUGGGUCCUCCAUCACCUCAGGAGCCAGAGCAGACUCAGCUGAUGCCUGCACCUGAGGAUCCAGCACAGGUGAGGACCCUUCAGGCUCAAGCCCCAGCCCCGGCUCAGUCGGCCCUGGAGGUGGGGACUCCUGUGCAGGCUGGGAUUCCUCAGGUUCAGCCUCUGAGUCUGAAUCCCAGACCAUCACACCUUCACUUUAAGUAUCCAGUCUUCUUUGGUGGGAACUUCUUCUUUCCAUUUUUGUGCAUAAAGAAUCCUAGCUGCUGUUGUUACAUGCAUAAACAGCUUCGUCAUCUUUUUUGGAACUUCGGUUCCUAUAUUCCCCAUGGAGGGCCACCUUUAAGAUGAUGCUCUGGAGGUCCAUCCCUCCUAAAACAGAUGAUGGGCCUGCCAAGGAACUAGUAAACUGAAAUAAGAAGGCUGGAAGCUUUACUCAGGAAGGCGAAUCGCUAGCCAUUUGCAUCUUUUCUGUGUCCACUUGUCUAUAGAUGCAUGUUAGGUGUACCAUUUUUGUGUUGUUGGGAGACAUAGGUAAAGGUAAAGGUAAAGGGACCCCUGACCAUUAGGUCCAGUUGUGACCAACUCUGGGAUUGCGGCGCUCAUCUCGCUUUAUUGGCCGAGGGAGCCGGCGUACAGCUUCCAGGUCAUGUGGCCAGCAUGACUAAGCCGCUUCUGGUGAACAAGAGCAGUGCACGGAAACGCCGUUUACCUUCCCGCCGGAGCAGUACCUAUUUAUCUACUUGCACUUUGAGGUGCUUUUGAACGGCUAGGUUGGCAGGAGCAGGGACUGAGCAAUGGGAGCUCACCCCAUCGCGGUGAUUCGAACCGCCGACCUUCUGAUCGGCAAGUCCUUGGCUCUGUGGUUUAACCCACAGCGCCACCCGCGACAUACUCCAGGACAUAAUAGCUCGAAACUGUGAGCGAUACCCAUGUUCCAGUAUAUCUUACUUUAUCUCACUGCAUCCAUUCAACCAGCUCACCUGGGUUCUGCCUCCUUCCCAAAAUCCACCUAUUGGGUGAUGGUGCACAACUUGCCAUGGAAACAUUUUCGCCACUCACAUUCUGGCACACAAAAUAACAUAGCAACUGGAGACAGCAGCUUGGCAACAGGCAGCGUCUGCUGGAAGGUGGAGAAAGAGAAAAGUGGAAAUUGAAGAGGGGGUUGAGCUUGAAACCCCAGUUCUAUUUGACCUGAGGCUAGGGUUAUAAGCAUCUGCUGUGUAUUACUGCAUACAUUGUUUUAAAUCUAGGCUCUAGAUUUAAAACGAAGUGUGCAAAGGAUGCUUAUGCUCUAGCUGCAACCUCAUCCUAGGUCAAAUGAAAUGGAGGGUUUGAGAUAUAUUCUGGAGAGAGCCAUGGGUAGGAAAUGGUAAGAGGACCUUUACAAUCUCUGAAAUCCUUAUAACUAAACAUUCACACCAUACCAGUGAAAGUAUGGGUAAUGGUGGGAGAAAGUGGGAAACUAUCCAGAAAGUUCCCAAAGAUAUACUGCUCAGAUAUACUGUAGCAAUCAUGGACUUACAUCAGCCUUGCAAAUAAGCCUACAAAAGUUACUAGCCUGCACAGAUGUUUACCAGCUUUCUACGGAGGAGUUUUGGGAAGCUCUGCUCUCCUUGUGGUGGCCUGCUGCAUUUCUGUACAGUGGUUCCUCGGGUUAAGAACUUAAUUUGUUCUGGAGGCCCGUUAUUAACCUGAAACUGUUCUUAACCUGAAGCACCACUUUAGCUAAUGGGGCCUCCCGCUGCUGCCGCGCCUCCGGAGCACGAUUUCUGUUCUCAUCCUGAAGCAAAGUUCUUAACCCGAGGUAAUAUUUCUGGGUUAUCGGAGUCUGUAACCUGAAGCGUCUGUAACCCGAGGUACCACUGUACUAGGGACAGAGAAGGAACAGACCACUGCAGCCGUUCUUCUCUGUUAUAAGUUUUCCAGUAGCACAUAGAGCAAAAUAUUUAAUAUGGAUUAUUUUGUUGCCUUCUGUAGCAAAUGUAGAAAACAGAAACUGAAAAAGAAAAGGAAAAGAAACAUAUACUAAGAAUUCUCAGUUAUAUGGGUCCAUCUGCCAUGGAAGCAUUAGUCAAGGUUCCUGCUUUGCAGGAGGUUAGACUAGAUGAUCCUCAGGGUCCCUUCCAACUCUACAAUUAUGGUCUUAAAAAAUCAAAGCGAACCUGUUUAUUUAUUUAUUUAAAUUUAUCUGCCUCCCUUUAUCCGAGGGAACCACAGGACAGUUUAUAGCAUAAAAACACAAAAAUACGUAACGUAACAAACAAAACUAUACCCUCCCAACAGUUUAAGAAGCCACAGAUUGUUUAAUUAGCCAAAGACCUGGGAGAAGAGGAAUGUUUCUGCCCGGCACCUAAAUAUUUGUAACGAAGGUGCCAGGCUAGUCUCCCGGGGGAGAUCAUUCCACAAACGAGGAACCACCGCAGAAGAGGCUCGUUUAGCUCAAUUUAUCUGCUCCAAUAUAUAAGAACAUAGGAAUCAUAAUCUGUCAAGAAAUCUAAAAUAUAUUCAAAAUUAAAAUGGGGGGGGGAGGGUUACGGUUAGUUCCACAUAAAUAAGUAAUUCCGCAGGGUGGUCUUUUUCAGUUGAAUUUAUUUAUCAUGCAAUUAGUAAAUGGCUGCCAAACAGCUUCAGAAUCCUCAGGAGCAGCUUUGUUGUGUCCAUUUUUCAGAUUCCACUAUAAAUAAAAGCUUUUUUGUAUCAUGCGCCUGAAGUCAGACUGUGCGCAUCCUUCUGAGGUCUGGGUAAUAACCGAGUGCUCAACUAUCGUCAUGGUUUUUCCUUAUUGCUUUCCGAAAUAUCAAACUUGGAUUUUUGCAGAAAUGUGAAAUUUGUUGACAAAGAACCUAAGAUGAACCCUGCUGGAUCAGGCCCAUUCUGGGUGGCCCACAAGCAGGGCCUGAGAGAAACAUCAUUCUCCCCACUUCUGAAUUCCCAGCAAUUCAGAGAAAUGUUGCCUAUGGCGAUGGAGGUAGGGAUAUAGCUAAGGAAGGCAGGAGGAGCAGGGAAAACUAAGCUUGGUGUGUUGAUGUGCAGGCAAUGUUGGAGUCUUUGGAAUAUGUGUUAAACAUUAGCAGACUGGGGGAGUAAGGCUGGAACUUGAGAAACAUUGAGGUUAGCUGAUAUAGUUGGAAAAGGGGUUAUAAGGAGCUCAGAUCCUGAAAAAGGCUCCCAGAGAUCAUUUUCUAGUCAUGAGUUCUUACGAUAUGCUUCAUAUCCUUUGAAAGAAAAACUCCACAAUACAGUCAUACCUUGGGUUGAAGUUGCUUCAGGUUGAGCAUUUUCGGGUUGCGCUCCGCGGCGACCUGGAAGUAACGGAACGCGUUACUUCGGGUUUCGUCGCUCGCGCAUGCGCAGACGCUCAAAAUGACACCACCUGCAUGCGCAGAAGCGGCGAAUCGUGACAUGCGCAGAUGCAGGUUGCAUUCUGCUCAGGAUGCGAACGGGGCUCCGGAAUGGAUCCCGUUCGCAUCCAGAGGUACCACUGUAAUGAGGACUAGAAACCUGGUGUGUUUAUAAAGCAGAAGCUCUCUGCCUUGAUACUAUAACAAUAAUAUAAUAAUUUAUUAUUUAUACCCUGCCCAUCUGGCUGGGUUUCCCCAGCCACUCCGGGUGGCUUCCAACCGAAUAUUAAAAACAAUACAGCGUCAGAAAACUGUAUAUGCCACCAGGCUUUAUGGUAAAAGGGGAUGGUAGGGUUUGUUGCACAGCAGAAUGAAGGCCUUCCAGACUUCUACUAAAUCCUGGCCAGCCUUGUCUGUUUAUCCUGCAGUUGUCCAAGCUGCAACAGUGUCAGCAAUAGGAGUGCUGGAACUGGGUUCCGGUAGAUGUGGUCAGAGGGCGAGUCACAGGCUACUGAAAUGUACUCAUAUGAGAGAAGAAAACCCCCCAGCCUUAGAAACCCCAGUCCCAGUUCCUGAUUCUAUAGCAGCAGAUGCUCAGAUGAUUACACCCACACCAGCCCCAUUUCACUUCUUAUGAAAUGCUAACAGCUUUAGCUUUCCUGCUGAGAGGAGGAGAGGAAUUAAUGUUACUUUUUUCCCCAGUCAGUCAUCCACAAAGAAUCCUGCUGCUAUGAGUUCUGUUCACAUUUUCCUCCCCGAUGUAAGGGAUGCUACCAUUUUCUUAAUGCAGAAGUUGCUUCUUUGUGGUGGUGGUCUUUUGGGGCUGGUCCAGGGGGGCUCCGCCAGAUCCUUGCCCUUCCCCCCCGUGUUUUCUUCUUAAACUGGAUUUUAUUUUCGUUUUAGUUUGACUGGCUCGCUGGCCACGCUGCAAAGCACGGUGCUGCGUGUGGGAGACCUCUGGCCCCUCACAGUCCUCAGGAGCUCAGAGAUCGAAAUGCGCAUAUGAAUUAGCCCAUGCAAAUUUGUGCCAUGUGUCUGUGAAAUACCUAGCAACAUCCCGGCUUCUGUGUAGGAAGUUUGAUGAAAGCUGUGAGCAGAUCAUUGGAUCUUUUGUCUCCUUUUUGGGUGGGGGGGAGAGAAUGCAUAUAUGCAUGCUCUUCAGCAUGUGCAGAGAAGAUCCAUGUGCAAGCAUCAUGUGUGAUGCGUCCUAAUUUCCUUACAAAAAAUUGCUGUUCGCUUAGAGGGGCAAUCUUAAGAUAUAGGGCAGGCACCCCCAACCUGUGGCCCUCCAGAUGUUUUGGCCUACAACUCCCAUGAUCCCUAGCUAACAGGACCAUUAGAUUUCACUCCUCCUUGAAAACAAACAGUGUAGGGGAUAGCCAGCUGGCUGCACAGCAACAAAACCCAACUACAGUGGUACCUUGGGUUACAGACGCUUCAGGUUACAGACUCCGCUAACCCAGAAGUAUUACCUCGGGUUAAGAACUUUGCUUCAGGAUGAGAACAGAAAUUGGAUGGUGGCGGCACGGCAGCAGCAGGAGGCCCCAUUAGCUAAAGUGGUACCUCAGGUUAAGGACAGACCUCUAGAACGAAUUAAGUUCUUAACCCGAGGUACCACUGUAUUAGAGUCAGUUUGUGGCCACUGCUAUCGGAGUUCCCUCAAAAAUGCAGUAAAACAAGUUUUGGUUCCUGGUUUCCCUUUUAAAGAAAACAGGAGAACGGUACCGCAAAGUCUGGAGAAGUGGAUAGGUUGCCUUCCCCAGCUUUUGAUGCCUUGGUCUAUGAUUCACACUGGCUGGGGCUCAUCAGAGUUUUAGGCAAUAUGAUAAGAGCAUCAGAAUAGCCUGCUGAUUUGGCCAGUGGUCCAUCUUAGCCCAGCAUCCUGUUCUCACAGCGGCCAGCUGUGGGAAACCUACAAACAGGACCCAAACUCCAGCAGCAUUCUCUGUGCCCCGUGGUUUCCAGCGACUGACAUUCAGACGCAUUACUUCCUCCGCCUUUGAUCCCAGACACGUAGUGGGUCCCGAUCCACCAGUUGAAGACUAUAUAGGGCAGCCUUUUUCAGUCUUGGGUCCCAGGUGUUGUUGGACUACAACUCCCAUCAUCCCUAGCUAGCCGGUCCAGUGAUUCGGGAUGAUGGGAGUUGUAGUCCAGCAAUACCUUGGGGACCCAAGGCUGACAAAGGCUGCCCUAUAGGGUAAUACCGCUCAGCACUUAGAAUCAUAAAAUUGUAGCAUUUAUUUAUAUAUAAUUGUACAGUUGGAAGGGAUACCCAAGGGUCAUCUAUUCCAACUCCCUGCAAUGCAGGAAUCUUUCUGCUCAAUGUUGGACGUGAACACACAACUUUGAGGUUAAGCGUUUAUCAAUUGAACUAUCCCAGGAUUUGACUCAAUUUGCUUAAAAGAGUUGGGAAGUUGUAUGCUCUUAGGACAGGGGCAGAAUGGUUAGUGUGGAGAAGUCCAUUUUAUUUUUUAAAAGGUUUCUAGUCCCUGUGACUACAAAGAUAAAUUGUGUUAGCAAUUUCUGUGGAUUUGUUAGGAAAAACUAGGAAGGCGGCUGUAUAAGAUUUUCAGUGAACUGGGGUGGAUCUUUGCUGUUCUUGCCCCUCCUGUUUUUGGCAAAACCAGAAAAAAUGAUUGAGGGUGUGAGAGAUCAUGCAAAGCUGCUUGGUUUGCAUGAUUUAUCAGGCAUGGCACAGAAUUCACAUUGCCUGUGCACACAGUUUAAAUCCCUGGUAAUUGAUGAUCUUGUAUAGCAAGUCUGAAACCUUUGUUCUAACCCUGCGUUAUUCCCCAGCAAUAACUGUGAGUACAGUUUCUCCUAAGCUCUUCAGGUCUUGUUCAGCAAGCCUGGCUCAUUUCCAUUAGCAUCCCAAGUGCCUCUCGCUCACUCGCAUCUCCUGUUCUUAAAUUAAAUAGACCCUUUUUAUUCCCCACUCGCCCAGCAUGUUCUUCUGGAUGAACAAAUGAUUUAGCAUCGCCUAUUUAGUUCCAGAAGCUAUAAACUAGUCUGUCAUAACCUGGGGUCCCCAAAUGAUGUUAGACUGAAAGUCCCGUCAUAUCUGACCAUUGGGCUUGCUGGUUGAGGAUGAUGGAGAUUGUAGUCCCAACAACAUCUAGGGAUCUAAGACUGGAAAAGGCCCGUUCUGAACUGUACUUGUGGGGGUUGGUGGGAUUAACACAUGGGUAGGCAAACUAAGGCCUGGGGGCUAGAUCUGGCCCUGUCGCCUUCUGAAUCCAGCUCACGGACAGUCCAGAAAUCAGCGUGUUUUUACAUGAGUAGAAUGUUUCCUUUUAUUUAAAAUGCAUCUCUGGGUUAUUUGUGGGGCAUAGGAAUUCGUUCAUUUUCUCCCCUUCAAAAUAUAGUCCGGCCCCCCCACAAGGUCUGAGGGACAGUGGACCGGCCCCCUGCUGAAAAAGUUUGCUGACCCCUGGAUUAGCAUAUCUGUUACAUCCAAGCUUAAAAGGGUGCUAAAAGCCAGCAUGGUUAAAUAAAACAUGGUGGAUAAAGUGUGAGCCCCAAAUCAGGCGGAACCAGCUUCAGAUCCCUACGUAGCUAUAAAAAAAGCUUAUGUGGGGUGACCUUGGAACGUCCAUUUUCAAUUUUUCUCAGCCUGCCGUACCUAACAGAGGUGCUGUGACAACAAAAUGAGAGAACCUCGCAAGUGUGUCACCCUGAGCUGCUGGGUGGAAGUGUAAAGUAGAAUGUAAUAAAGCGGGCAUAGGCAAACUCGGCCCUCCAGAUGUUUUGGGACUACAGCUCCCAUCAUCCCUGGCCACUGGUUCUGUUAGCUAGGGAUGAUGGGAGUUGUAGUCCCAAAACAUCUGGAGGGUUGAAUUUGCCUAUUCCUGUAAUAAAGGAAUAAAUGAAAUGAAAUAACAGUGGUGUUGUUUAAAAGAGCUGAGAACUGCAUCCAAAGAACUGCAGGGUGCUAAGCAGCGGAAGCUUAAACCAGCUGGAUUUGUAAAUUACAGAGGCUCCUGCAAAUGGUCUCCGUUAAAGUGUUCAGCACACGCCUUGCAAAGUCUUUGAGAUCUGUCUAGUAACGGUUAAGGAGCAGCAACCUCAGGUUUGAAUUUGGGGUUGCGCUGCAAACUUGGAACUCUGCUGAAAGAUCUCCCAAGUGCAAAUUUCUCCCCAGCCUGACUUGGCAGCUGAUGCUGCAGAAGCUGCGGGUGCCUGCUAGAUACUUGCAGACGAUCUGCUAGGAACAACAUUCAUUUUAGUCUCUCUUGUUUGUUUUCUUGCCCUCCUUACGCAAGCUAAGUAAGGCCAAGGCAUGUGUGGAGUCCUCUUUACCUGGGGUUGGGGGAACGUCAGAGGCUAGAUGCAGAGUUCCUAAACUUGUGGGCUCUCCAGAUGUUUUGCUGGACUUCAGCUCCCACCAUCCUCAGCCAGUUUAGCCAAUGGUCAUGGAUGAUGGGCGUUGUAGUACCAAUCUCUCUCGGGAUCCAAGAAAGGCUGGUCAAGAGAGAGGGCUGACUUUCUCCAUUCUGUACUAUUUUCUAGUUUUCUUUUGGCAGGGAACUUUCUAUGUGGCAAAGGGUUUAAAAAUGGCGUCCACCCCCUGGGGUCCAAAGUGGUAGAGGCCUUGCUAUCUCCUAUUCCUAUUGCAUGUCUAGACUGGACCUUAGAUUAGAAGUGAGGAACCUGUGGCUAUGUUGCUAGACUAUAACUCCCCUUGUCCCUGCCUCUUGGCCCCAUUAGCGGGGACUGAGGGGAGUUGAAUUCCAACAACAUGUCCCUCACUCCAGCCUUAAAUACAGACCCACUUCCCUCUGUUGCCUCCUAGCGACUGGCAUUCAGUGGUCUUUCAGUUGUAAGUCGCUUUGGGCUGCCCUGGGCAAGAUAAAGCAACAAAUUUAAUAACUAAUAGUUUUGUCUCAAUGCUUCUUUGUAUUAAUGCAAACCUUGGGAUUUCCCCAAGCCAGCUGAUGACUCCAUCUUGGGUGUGUAUGGUGCUAUUUUGGCUACACAAGUGUCAGCACUCACAGCCUGAACAUCGGACAUUGAGGGGAUGGUGAUGAUCAGAGGCGGUGUACUCUGAGGACUUUAACAUUUAUUUACUCUGCAGCGUGUUAGGGAAUUUACCUUGCUAUUUAGGAGGGGAAAAGUGCGUCCUAUGGUGCGAAAAAUACGGUAGUGUGCCUGUUAAACUGUGCAGACUUAGUUUUGUUCCCCAAUACCAGGACAGGCAUGUUCCCGAACAACUUAGUUCAGAGGUAGAGAAUAGGGCUGGGUGAUACCUGGUUUUCAGCAUCGUGAUACAUCACCAGCUAAACAUUGCGAUAGACUGAUAUAUCGCAAUGUCUGAAAUAAGGAUGGAGCUAUGUGGAGACAUUGGCUGGCGUCAUGGUUUCUCCCACAUUGUGAUUAUUGCAUAACACACACACACAAACACAAACCUCAUGAUUUGCAAUAUACUGCCAGGUCAAAAUGUAUGAAACCAAUCUCACAAUAUGGACCACAAACGGGUUUUGGAUGAUAUAUUGAUAUACUGUAUAGCCCAGCCCUAGUAAGGAACUUAGGGCCAACCAGAGGUGGUUGGACUGUUAUGUCAGGCAUUUAGGGGUGUUUAUGAACAGUGUCAGGGACGCCGGUGGCGCUGUGGGUUAAACCACAGAGCCUAGGACUUGCCGAUCAGAAGGUUGGCGGUUCAAAUCCCCAUGACGGGGUAAACUCCCGUUGCUCGGUCCCUGCUCCAGCCAACCUAGCAGUUUGAAAGCACAUCAAAGUGCAAGUAGAUAAAUAGGUACUGCUCUGGCGGGAAGGUAAACGGCAUUUCCGUGCGCUGCUCUGGUUUGCCAGAAGCGGCUUAGUCAUGCUGGCCACAUGACCCGGAAGCUGUAUGCCGGCUCCUUCAGCCAAUAAAGCGAGAUGAGCGCCGCAACCCCAGAGUUGGCCAUGACUGGACCUAAUGGUCAGGGGUCCCUUUACCUAUGAACAGUGUUCUGGCCUGGUUCCUACUGUACCCGAAACCCCUUAAUUCGCCCAGCGGUUUGUGGUGUUCUGCUGCUGUGCUUCACAGGCAGUAUUAAGGGCCCUUUCCAGUCAGAGGCCUUUAACUGAUUAGGGCUUGGUAGUGACUUGAACAUAGCAAUCGACACAGCCAACGAGAAUCUGGGUCUUCAUCCUGCAGGGUUUCAGGGUGAAACAUUACUUAUGAGGCAUGCUAUAAGUCUCAGCCCUGGACCUCCACAUCCCAACGGCGCUAUUCUCAUGUGCAGUAAUAGCACUGAGGCUGUGAGGUGGCUCAUUCUCAGGGAGGGCUAGGCCUCUUUUGCGUUGUCCUGUGAUGUUGUGAGGUGGUGUCCUCGGUUGCUAUGCCUUUGCCUGCCCUGCUGACCCCCCUCCUAAGCACGCGAGGCUGCUAGUAGUUGUCUGGGUCUCUUCACGUGGCACUCGUCCCCUGACAAACGGAACAGCUGUGGGGCCGCUCCGUUGGAGCAAGGGGCUGGAAUGUCCUGUGGCAGGUGUGAGAGAGGGGCCGAUUCCCCUAAGGCUGCGGGGUGCGGUCUUGUGCCAGCCUGCCGCCUCGCUGCUAUCCUGCCUUAUCUAAUUCUCCCCUUUUUUCAACCUGUGCAACCUGUUGUCACGUUUUGGCAUGUUGGGAACUACCAAAUCUUUUCCCUAAAGGUGCAUGGCACGCUUGUGCGGACUGACGCAUGGUUCGGAAGGAAAUGUUCACAAGCAGAGGGCGUUAAAACAGCUGCUGGUUAGUAAGCAUGCUUUAGGAGUCAGAGGAGUCAGACUGUUUGCCCAUGAAGUUCAGUAUUGCCUACACUGACUGGCAGUGGCUCUCCAGGGGUUUCAGACAAGGGUGCUCUCCCACCCCUAGCUGGUGAGGCCAGGGAUCGAACCUGGGACCUCUCCCACGCUAAAGCAUGAGCUCUGAGCCACAAUCCUAUGUAUGACAGCUAUAAUGCUGUCAAGGCUCUCUGCACAAUUUCUCUUCCCCGUGUUCGUUUCCCUCUUGAGCAUUUUGUUUGCACCUCUUCCUUUGAUGUCCUCUCACUCAAUCGUGGGGGCAUCAGCAGUGGAACUUCAUGCUGAGACAUGUGGGUGGUUUUUUCUUUCUCUCUGGGGCUAACCCAGUCACAGCGGCACCCUCUAAAGCUGCAUCAAAUGGUAUCUGAUCUAAUGCAGCUGCCCUGCCGAGGGUGCCAGGAAGCGUCUGGUGCUCUGCGUUGCUGGUGCAACUUUUGAAGUCUCUUAACUCUCAUGCCCUGGUUCAUAUAUGCAUGCGCCAUCUAAACUCUGUUGAGGCCCAAUGUGCCCCUGAGAGUUAGUGUGUGGUGUAAGAGCCAUUUAAAAGUUUCACAGCGGUUACAUGGGUAAGCGCUCCUCACCAGCUUCAAGGGUUGCGAUGCUUAAAGCAUCCCUUGGUUAAACUUGAUUGGCAGGUCUGUUUUACUGCCAGUCCUGUUUCCCCAGCAUCAUUAGCUUUCCACGUGGUUCCACGUUUUGCAGGCAAGUGAGUGUCCCGACUCAGUUCCACGUUCUCAUCUCUGUCCUCCCACUCAGACCAAUCCCACCAGGAUACUUCCACAAUCUAAUUCAGGCUUUCCCAAACUUCGUCCACCAGCUGUUUCGGACUACAAUUCCCAUCAUCCCUAGCUAGCAGGACCAGUGGUCAGGAAUGAUGGGAACUGUAGUCCGAAGCAGCUGGAGAGCCGCAUUUGGGAAACCUUGGAUCUGUUGUUGCAAAGCGGUUUUCCUGUGUCCCACAUUAUAACCUGCAGCUUCAUACAGAGAAGUUGCAGCGUUCAUGCAGCUUGUACUUGUAUUUGGCAUUUUUGAUGUGCAUUUUACAAAACGCUGAUGUUUCUCUAUUAAACCUCUGUGCAUAAAAUGGGCUCAUUUUUGUUUAUUCAAUACAUUUAUAUAUUUCUUUUUCUCCAUUGUUUUUAAGGAAGCGUAGAGUUCAUCCAUCCAUUUAAUUUUUUUUAUUAUGAUUGUUAAUUUACUAAUUGCCUUCUUUUACACAGUUGUCUCAAGAAAACCCUGGGGGUGAGUGGGGAGGAAACCCAGCAGUUAAAUACUGUUGGUUCAUUUAAAACCAAAACAAUACAGAAUGGACACUGGGGGGUGGGGGGUGGGUGGGAAGGGUGAAGGGACAUGAUAGAGGUGCUUGGUGCCGAGAAAAUGGAGAAAAGAGAUUUUUCUCCUUCUCUUAUAGUACCAAAAGCUGGGGCCAUCCAGCAAAACUGGACAGGUAAAAUGAGAUAACUCCUUCACAGAGUAUAUGAAAUUCCCUCCCACAAGAUGUAGUGAUGACCCACCAACCUUGGAUGCCUUUAAAAGGGGGUUGGGGAAAAGAAGCUACCGUUUGAGUGUGAAAGGAGAACGGGAGAAGAAACAACAAGAGAUGGGUAGAAAUAUACAUGGGGUGAGAAAGAGGGAAAUACUGAGCACUUGCCCACUCAGAGCCUCCAGAUCAAAAAUCUUUUGGACAGCUUCCUGGAGAAGGCUGUUGAAUAGCUUAUAGCCAUGAUGGCUGUGCUCUUGCCUCCACAGCUGGAGGCAGAAAUGCUUCUGGCUACCGAUUGCUAGGAACCACAAGAGAGGAGAAUGCUGUUGCGUACUUGCCCUUUUUGUGGGUUUCCCACAGUGUGGUGUAGUGGUUAAGAGCGGUGGACUCGUAAUCUGGUGAACUGGGUUCGCUUCCCCGCUCCUCCACAUGCAGCUGCUGGGUGACUUUGGGCCAGUCACACUUCUCUGAAGUCUCUCAGUCUCACUCACCUCACAGAGUGUUUGUUGUGGGGGAGGAAGGGAAAGGAGAAUGUUAGCCACUUGGAGACUCCUUAAAGGGUAGUGAAAGGUGGGAUAUCAAGUCCAAACUCCUCCUCUUCUUCAUCAUCUGGUGAGAACAGGAUGUUGGGCAAGAUGGGUGACUGGCCUGAUCCAGCAGGAUCUUCUUACGUUCUGUCCACUCACCCUUUUUUGCAGUCACUUCCACACAUGCACACACCCAGCUUAACCCAGAUUUUCUGUUUCUGCUAUGUGCGUGUUUGUUUUGAGUUCCAUGGAAAAGGUAGAUCAGGAUUAAAUGGGAAAAUAAUACAAGACUGAAUUUUGAGCAUAACAACAUGCGGCCACUUCUCAAAACUUCCUUGCAUGAGUCCACAAUAAGGUGCCAUUUGAACAUGCUCACAAUUGUUUUUUCAAGACCGUCUCUCCUCCACCCCCCAUCCUUUCUCCCCAGCGUCCCAGCCUGCCUGCCUCAUCCAGAAAUGUUAAAGUGAAAAAGUGAGAGGAGUUUGCACAAAAGCAGGUUUUCAACCAAACACCAUCGUAGCCAACUGACUUUGAAUACAGUGCUUAUGCAUUGCAUUUUUAUACCACCUUUUCUCCAAUGAGCUCUGGGUGAUAUACAGGAUUGCUGCCCCCCCCCUUCAUUUCAUCCCUGGAACAACCCUAUAGCAAGCUGAGAGGCAGUGACUGGUCACCCAGUGAGCUUCACAGCCGAGUAGGGAUUCAAACCCUUGUCUCCCAGGUCCUAGUCUGAUGCUCUAAACCACUACACCACAGAGGUAAGAUAUCUGAUGUAUUUUGCACAAACGAGCAAGGUUUUCAGAGUUAAUUAGUUAAAGGCCCUUUCGAGUAAAGCAGAAACAAUGUCCUCAUUUGCACCAAAAUGCUAAGCUUAGCAUCCCUGCAAUCUUCCAGAAAGGAGAUUGCAGCUUCCUUGCUCUUCCCCAGCCAUUCUGCUGCGGUGCUGGGUGCACAGAACCAAAUCCGUGGUUUAGCUCUCUCCCCAAAUCACUGCCUGUAAUUUACAGUUUGAGGUCUUUGUGGGAGAGCAUCUUAAUUCUAUGAUGUUGCCUACCCAUACAACUUUAGCGUGCAAAGGAAGCACACCAUCCCAUUAAGAGUCUCACGAAAGUCUUGCUUCAAACACCGGAAUCCCUGACUUGCGUGUGUACAUGUUUUCUUUUCCAUGUUUGCCGCAGAAAUGUUCUGCAAACAGUUGUACUGGCCCUAACACAGGUCAUGUAGCUGCCUUGCACCCUGGGGGAAGGAAUGCAUUCAGCACCCGCUCUUAACUGUGUAAUGUGUCCAGUAGCCCUUUAGUCAUUAUGCACCAUGGAUGGUUAUCUUAUUACCUCUGUAGCUGAGGGGCAGAGCACCAGAGACAGAAGGUCCCUUGAUUAAUCUCCCAGCAUCUCCAGUAGGGCUGGGAGAUGUUCUUGUCUACACUGACUGGUAGCUGCUUUCCAGGAACUCAGACAAUAUUGAGCUAGGUGGACAACUGGCCUGACUCUGUGUAAGGAAGUUUCCAAUAUUCCUAUGUUUUGCCAGGAGGGGUGGGUGGGGAAGGAUGCGGAUUUGCCUGAAUCUGCUGUGAUGGGUUAUAGCAACUUUGCACGUACUAGGUUGUCAAGAGGAUGCCCCAGACAUCAUGUAAACAUACCCAUGGACAAUUAAAAUAAAGCCUCUUCCAGCCUUGCAAAUAAGCCUAUAGAAAAUAAAUAAAGUUAGUUAGUUAGUUCGUUUGUUAGUUAGUUACUAGGCCACUUACACUCAUUUUUUAGCAAUAUCUGUUCUUGAAAGUGAGUGACAGAGGGCAGACAUACGUUCAUAUCCCAUCUUUCUUCUGUCUAGGAAACCCAUGUGGUUCCCAUGUGGUCUCCCAUCCAGGCACAGACCAGAUCCAGACCUGCUUAGCUUUAGCAAAGUGGUAGCUUCAUGUACCCUCAGACCAUAACCACCAUGUUUGUAAGCUUCCCUAUCCUGUUGGUUGGAGAUGGUGUCUGCCUGCAUUGCCUCUGGCCCUCUAGAUCUUGUUAGGGCUACAACCUCUCUGACCAUUGGCCACAGUGGCUGGGGCUGGUGGGAGCUUGAGUCCCACAGCAUCUGGGGAACCAUAGAUGCCCCACUGCUGCAGCACAUACCAAGUCGGCCACAGUGUCAUCUGCCAAACCCAUAUGAGAGGGCAGUCUUUGCAUGAUUGGCAGGUGACUCAGAGACCCAUUGGCUUCCCAGCCAAUGGAUUUAAAAGCUAGUGGUUAAGAGUGUUGGACUAAGACCAGGGAAAACUGAAUUCAAAUCCCUCCAAACUUGAAGCAUGGGAAGUCCUAUUAAAAAAAAUUGGCAGAAUAUUCGGAUUAUUUGAUAUGUAUAUGCAUAAUCUGGAAUAUUUAAUGUGAUUUGAUUGGAUUGUUAAAGUGGAAAGUUUAAUAAAAAUGAUUUUUUUAAAAAUCCCUGCUCAGUCUUGAAGCACACAUGGUAAGCUUGGGCCAGUGGCUCUUCUGGGCAUAGCCUACCUCUCGGGGUUGUUGUGAAGAUAAAAGGGGGGGGGUAGCCAUUGUAGAGAGCCCCGAGCUCUUGGAGGAAGGGUGGGCUUAAAAAUAUUGUAAAUGCAACCAUAGUUAUUCAGAGAACUGAUGCCGUGGGGUUGUUGCUCCCCCCUAGUUUUUGUAGAUUUGAUCUGUGAGAAAGUCAGGCCACUUGUUCAUGUAGCCCCCACUUCACCCCCCCAAAUAAGCACAGUGUUAAGUGUGUUUGUGCAGAAUAGAGACCUGCUCCUGCCCUUUUCCCAUGGCAGGCAAUUGCCCUCCCUCUUGUGGUGGGUGGCAUUAUUUUUGGGGGUGAGUAACAGCUCUCCCUUCUCUAGUGGAAAGGAGGUUGCAGCUGAGAUAAUGGAAAGUUAAUUUGCCAGGCUAUGUACCAUUAUCACAUGCUCAUCCUAAUUCCAUCUACACAGAUCUCGGUGCCAGGACUGGAAAGGAAUUGGGGGCUGGCGUCUGCUGGGCAGCCCUCCCCACCUCUUCUCUCCCCUUCCUCCUCCCCCCCUCCUUCUCCUCCACACUCCCUCCAUGCAGCAGGGAAGGGUGAUCUGGAUUGGCUGGCUCUGUCCAAAAUGGGCUGCCUUUCCUUUUUUAGAUGUUAGUCGAGCUGUGAAUUCCUUGAUUUUGGCAGAGUGUCAGGUCAGGAGCCUGGAGGAGCACAUGGGAGCUCCAGACCCGCCAAUCUGCAUGGGGUGGGCAGAGCACAGACAUCACACAAAACCCAUUAACCCUUUACCAGGCGUGGAAGGUGCAGGCAUGCUGACCCGCAGGGACCAAGAGCAGAUCACUCCCAAGGGUUAGUUUCCACCAUUCCAGUUAAGCAGUCUUUAAAGGUCAAGAACUUUAUAUACGUAUUUCUCUUUCUUUUAAAUUAAAAACAAACAAACCCAGUUCCCGGCAUUCUGUCACAUUUUAGCAUGACCAAGAAUCCAAGCCAGAAUGUGGACACAAGAAGGCUAAGGUUCUCAAUGGCUAGAUUCUCCCAGGGAGUAGUAAGAUCUCGCGUAUCACCGAAUAUUUGUCGUUUGCUCAGAUGUGGAACAGCAAGAUGCAGUGAUUCUCACUACAUGCUGCUGCUAUUCCGCUGAUACGGGAGUCAAACAGAUUUUACUUUGGCUAAGCAUGUUUUCUUGGGAGUAGGAGCACUGUUUUGUGGCAUGAGACGGCAACAUGCUUUGAAAGAUGGAAAAUCAGGCAAUCAGCAUCUGUAGCCAUGUAAAUACCCGUUGGCUGGCUGCCCCUCGAAUAUAAUAUGUUCGCAAAAAUAAAAGGAAAGAGAGGAUGCUCCGAGGUACCAGCCCAGGUGCUGACACUGGGCCUGUUUGCUUGUUUUUCCAAUGUGUGUUACCUUCUGGGUGGCUGUUUGGGGUUUCCUUAUUCUAUGACGUCCAGGCCCUGAGAGACAGCUCUUGUUGUACCACUGACACUUUUCUUCCGCAAAAACCAGAGUCGAGUACUAACAUGGGUGAACCUCCACAAGUUUAGUUCCACUUUAAAAUAGCGGUAGAGCAUCUCUUUUGUUUACAGAAGGUCCCAGGUACAAUCCUUUAGCAUCUAUGGACUGGGAACUUCUCCCAUCUGGAACUCUAGAGAGCAAGUGCCAGUCAGUCCUGAGCUCGAUGGACCAGUCGUCUGACUCACUUUUCCUACGUUCCUAUGUAAGAACCAGGAUUUGGCCUGGUGCCCGGAACCAAGUUGUGUUUUGAGCCUGGCCUUGUUCCCAUAGGGCUGGCGCUUUGACAGAAAAGGCCCGGCUCCUAGCGGUAGGUAAAUAUGUAUCACCAUCAGACGUGUCUGUCUCCCUGCCGUGAGGAGCUUACAAUUGCAGGUGGGUGGGGAGCUUAACACGGAGUGGGGAUACAACAGGAAAGGAACGGAAGUGCAGCCAAUGGCAAACAGGAAAACGAUAUUUGGUGGUUUCUCUUGCGUGUGCUUAUGCUUCCAGGAUUUGAAGGAAGUAAGAGAGGGGGCGUGCUGGCUGCUCUGGGAGGCAAUUUCAAGCAUCUGGGGCGGCAAGGGAGAAGGACUAGAGUCCUCUCAGGUGUUAAGAGGCUGGAGGAGUAAAAUUCAGAGGCAGUAGGGUAUUGGGAAUUGUAAAGAAGGGUCAACUCUGCAGAGGGCUGACAAACUUGGGCUGGAAGCGGAUACUGUUUGGGGUUGAAGAGGGAGAAGCAUGUAAUCGGAACUGUGAGGGAUUUUGGCAGCAGAUGAGCGCUAGACUGAUGCAACAGGACCAAGGCGAGAGGAUGGCAGACCAGCGUAGAGAAGGGCUACAGUAGUCUCAAUGAGAGAUGGUCAGGGCAUGGACCAGACCUUUCGUCAAGGGGAAAGAGAGGAAGGGCUGCAUUUUUGCAGUGCUGUGAUGGGAAGAAGAAGAAGAGUUUGGAUUUGAUAUCCCGCCUUUCACUCCCUUUAAGGAGUCUCAAAGCGGCUCACAUUCUCCUUUCCCUUCCUCCCCCACAACAAACACUCUGUGAGGUGAGUGGGGCUGAGAGACUUCAGAGAAGUGUGACUGGCCCAAGGUCACCCAGCAGCUGCAUGUGGAGGAGCGGAGAUGCGAACCCGGUUCCCUAGAUUACGAGACUACCGCUCUUAACCACUACACCACACUGGGAGAAGCGGCACGACGGUGGCUGCAGGUCAAAUGCGGGGUGCAAAGGAAUAGGUGUGUGUCAAAGAUAAAGAAAGGCCAUUUAAAUAAACAUUCACAUUACAGUGGUACCUCGGGUUACAUACGCUUCAGGUUACAGACUCCGCUAACCCAGAAAUAGUGCUUCAGGUUAAGAACUUUGCUUCAGGAUGAGAACAGAAAUCGUGCUCUGGCAGCGCGGCAGCAGCAGGAGGCCCCAUUAGCUAAAGUGGUGCUUCAGGUUAAGAACAGUUUCAGGUUAAGUACGGACCUCCGGAACGAAUUAAGUACUUAACCUGAGGUACCACUGUAUCAGCAUCAAAAAAUGUUUAGAAGAUAGUGAAAUAGGAUGCUGUAUUCACUUUUAUUUUUAUGUUUUUAGGUUUGAUGUUAUGUUAUUAAUAACUUUUUCUGUUGAGAGAUAGCAAAGUGGGUGAAAAUAGAAACAAACCAGAAGCGGAAGUUGGGGGAAGUCUUGGAGGAGAGGGAGGGAGGAAUAUAUAGUAAAUGUUAAGAAAUUGAGAUGUAUGUAAUGAAUGAAAAAGAAAAAUGAAUAUUUUCUUUUUUUUAAAAGGACAAAGAAAGGCCUUUUCAACAGGAUGGCUGAUAACAUUAUCGAUGAUCAGGCUUAUGCGAGAGGAGGGCCUGGGUAGAAAAAUGAGAAGUUUGAUCUCAGUUUGAUGUCCACCGGACAUUUCUGUCUCAGUGGAUCCAAUUUUUGGACUUUGUGCUUGUGUGUGUGUGUGUGUGUGUGUGUCUCAGAGAGAGAGAGAGAGAUUCAUCACUUAGCAGAAGUACUCAACUGGCCUCUUCCUUGGCUGCAGAUUUCUGGCUCAUGUCGCAGAUCAAAACAAACACCCCACAUCCUUCCCUCCUUCCUUCCAGCAGCCCAAAGGUGGCUCCACGUAAAUUAGAACAGAGCUGAAUGUUUCGAUGAAAACAUUCAGCCCCGGGGACUGUUCCCUGCCACGUUUGGCACUGGGCAGUUUGUACGGUUGGAGCAGCAGGGUUCACAGGGAGGUUGGUUGCGGCAAUUCUGAUUUUCCUGGCGUUGUGCCUGUUCUGAACGUGAGUUGCCCUUCUCUUGCAGGACUCGCUGAAGCCUGCAUUCACCGUCACCAACCUGCCAGGGACGACGUCGACCAUCCAGACGGCGCCCACCACCUCCACCUCCAUGCAGGUCAGCAGCGGCCCCUCGUUCCCCAUCACCAACUACCUAUCGCCAGUCUCUGCUAGUGUCAGCCCCAACACGGUAACCAGUGCCAACGGGACGGUGCUGAAAACCACUGGAACCAGUGCAGUGGCCUCCGGAGGGCUAAUGCAGAUACCCACCGGCUUCACCCUCAUGUCAGGUCAGUUUCCCUCUUGCCGACUGAGGCACUUUCCUGCUUUUUCCCUGUGGAACCCUCCGGGUUUUAGCCUCAACCUCCCUCUUUCGCUCCGGAGAGGCUGGAAUAGGAAUGCUGGCGCUGUGCUCUCUCGAAUAUGAUUGGUUCAGGAGGGAGAGUGUGGCUUUGAGGCCUAGCUGCGAGGUGAAGCCUGUGAAAUUCCGUGGCUGCAAAUUCGCCACCCCAUGGCUCCUGUGGGGAAGAAGAGAGCUUCCCAAGGAACUCUGCCAUGACUGUUCCUCUUUUUUUGUGUGGCACACCUGGUUGUGAGAAUUGUAGGGUUCGGAGCUGGGAUGUGGAGCCUUUCCUCCUCUUCCUCCCAACAAGGGCCUGUGAUAACAGAUAAUAAUAACCGGGAGGAAACUCAGCCUAAGCUAAAAAUUAAAAUUUAAAUUUAAAAAAGCGAGCCGGCCCCUGAUUUUUUUAAAGAAGGCUUUAUUUUUUUCUCCCUCCUUCUGGCAGGUGCUCCACUCCCUCCCGGGACCCCUGCCAUUCCUCUCACUCAGUUGCAGCCGCACUCCCUUGCCCUCUGCAGCCAGCAGGGCCAGGCGGCCGCUGCAGCCACACCUGGACAGGUGCAGCAGGCACAGCAGACAGUCUUCCGAUUUCCAGCCUCCGCCGGAGGGCAGUUUGUGUCCCUGACAGGUCAGCAGCGCUCACUUCUCCCCUUGCUUGUGGGAGGUGGGUGGAGGGUGCACGCUUUCAGGGAAGCCUCUCCUCCCACGCCUCAGAAAAUAUAGGUCCAGUGGGAGCAGACUGAAGGCUCGUCUAGUCCAGCGUCUGGUUUUCCAGAUAUGCCAGCGGGAAGCCCACCGGAAAGCAGGAUUAUGAAGGCAAUGGCCUCCUUGAUGCAGCUGUUCCCCCCUAGUGGCUGGUGGUAUUCAGAGGCGUGGUACUUCUGAUCUUGGCGGGGUAGCACAUAGCUACCGUGACUGGGCGCCAUCGAUAGUCUUACCCACCACGAAAUUGCUAAUCCCUUUUAAAAGCCGUCCAAGUUGGCAGCCAUCUCUUAUGGCAGGCAAUUCUAGAACUGGAGCUGUUUGCCACGGGAAGUGCUUCCUUUAUCUGUCCCAAACCUCCCAGCAUUCAGCUUCUUUGGUUAUUGCUGUUCUUAUUUUUAUUACAGUUUAUUAAUUGCCUUCUGAGCCAAUGUUCUCAAGGCUCCAAUGUUCUCAAAGCUAAUUCAAACUGUUUGGACACAAAAGUCAGGUUGUGUGUAGGAGGCCCUGUUUCAAAGGUACCCAUCACGUCCUCCUCUGGACAUUAUUUGGACUACAAAUCCCAUCAGCCCCAGCCGGCGUGGCCAAUAAUCAGGGAUGAUGGGAGUUGUAGUCCAGCAAAGAUCAGGGGCACCUCGCUAGCUGUGCCUUCCCUGUUUGAAUGUGGGCACUCUACUUCCGCUAGUAUGAUUAUCAGGAAAGCAAAGGUGAUGGGGGAGCGUGUGCGCUUGCCUGACGUGUUGGUCCCCCACUUGAUGAAUGAAAUCUCCUGCCUCCUGAAGCAUGGUUAUCUCUUGGUACGUUCCUCUGUUGUCACAGUUUCCACUUUUAGGGGCUGCCGCUGCUGUGGUGGCACAGACUCUGCUUUGCACUGUUUCAUUAGGCAGUUGAUUAGUGGCAGGGUGGGGCAAGGGGAGAGACGUCUCCAUGGCAACACAGGAGGAGGUAGACAAUACCUGUGGAGGGAGGGGCUUCUGGCCCCACUGACCUUGGCUGUGAUUGAUGAAAUGGAAAAUGGUGAAUGCUUACUUAGCGGGGAAGAGGACCUGUGGCAGUUGCUGUGAUGGAAAGUAGCAUCUUAACUGGAAAUUUGGACCCUGCAAAUUGUCUAGGGAAGACAGGGAGCCGGGAGGCCACCUUGCUGGAAUCGUGCUGGAACUCAUUUGGAUGUCCUUGAGGCCCGUGCAGCUGUAGGAAUAAUAAACAGCACUUCAGUCUUGAUGCAACAAGCCAUUAGCAGUAAAACUGUUGUAAUGCUCUCAGGCUGGCCAGCUCUUGUCUUAUCCUUACAAAGGGCUUGGGUUCCUUAAAAGCCUAAAAUCAUAUGCUGGAAUUCUGCUGCAGAACAUCCAACUUUCCUCGAGCAAGUUUGCUGGGUUAGUGGUGAGGAGUACGCAUAUAUGUGGCGAGGGAAGGUUUAAGGACGUAUUUAAAGGACCUUUCAGAUCACUUUGCAUGAACAAUAUGCUGAGCAGUGUAUUGAGAUUUGAAGAUGGCUAUCACAUCUCCUCUCAGUCUCCCCUUUUCCAGGCUAAACAUUCCCAGCUCCUUCAAACGCUCCUCAUAAGCCUUGCUUGGGAUGAUUCCAACUAAAAUGUUCCAUCAAUGCAAGGAUUCCUGCUUCCGCAAUAGAACUCCUCCCCACCCCAUCAUGAGCAGCCAGCGCCCUACCCAAAUUGCGCUUGUUGUAAACAAAAUCUGCCCUUAUUCCCUUAUGGGGUACACAAGAGCCCUUAUAGAGUCCUUUGUAGGUUCUCCAUCGGUAGGAGAAAAUAACAGAGGCCAACCAGAGAAUAUUGAGAAGCAAAGCAGCUAGUAAGCCUGAUCUUUAUUAAACUUUUGCAACAGGGUGCUCCCCCACACGCAGGAGAGAGGAGGAGGACCCAGAACAAAGGUGUGCCCGCCCUUAUAUAGACAUUUUAAAUUGCCCACCUUGGAGUCCAAGACCACCCCCCAGAUACAUCAUACCUACAUCACAGAAAAGGCUGUCUACAACAGAAAUCUGAGUGUGUUGUUUUUACCCUGUCUGCCAGGUUACCUGUUAAUGGUCACUUGACUGGAUUACCUGAGGAGUCUGGCCAUCCUUUUGUAAUGAUAAUACUUAAUUCCUGAGCCAGGUCACAGGCUCACGCUAUUCACACCUUAAAUGUGUCCUUAAGGCAGGAUUUGUGAGGACAGAGACAAUGGGGAGGCGCAUUUUCUUCGAAAUUGUAGAGCAGGGAUAGGCAACCUAAGGCUUGGGGGCCGGAUGCGACUCAAUUGCCUUCUCAACCCAGCCCACAGAUGGUCCGGGAAUCAGCGUGUUUUACAUGAGUAAUAAUAAUAAUAAUAAUACCUUUAUUGUCAUUGUACAACCUGUACAAUAUGUCCUUUUAUUUAAAAUGCAUCUCUGGGUUAUUUGUGGGGCUUGCCUAGUGUUUUCACAUGAGCAGAAUGUGUGCUUUUAUUUAAAAUGUAUCUCUGGGUUAUUUGUGGGGCAUAGGAAUCUGUUCAUUCCCCCCCAAUAUAGUCCGCCCCCCCCAUGGUCUGAGGGACGGUGGACCGGCCCAUGGCUGAAAAAGGUUGCUGACCCCUGUUGUAGAGAAAUAUCUGAGGUGACUGAAAGAGUCAAAAUGGCUUUAGGACUUUUCCUAUGGGUUUCAGACAUGUGGUUUAUAUAUAUAUGUACGUGUUUGCUUAGUACAUUUAUGAACAUUUAUUAUACAUAUAAGACCUUUAAAAUUUUAUUACACGCUAGAGGGUUGGGUGAAUCCCCAGAACCAGAAAUGAGUUCCUGCAGGUUCCUGCUGCAAAAAAAAAGAAGCCCUGGUUUUUGUUAUGUGGGUGUUUUCAAUCUGUAUGGCUGUUUUAAAAUGCAUGAAAGUAAUAAAGGUAAAGGGACCCCUGACCAUUAGGUCCGGUUGUGACCAACUCUGGGGUUGCGGCACUCAUCUCGCUUUAUUGGCCGAAGGAGCCGGCGUACAGCUUCCGGGUCAUGUGGCCAGCAUGACUAAGCCUCUUCUGGCGAACCAGAGCAGCGCACGGAAACGCCGUUUACCUUCCCGCCAUUUACCUUCCUGCCGUUUACCUUACCUAUUUACCUACUUGCACUUUGAGGUGCUUUCGAACGGCUAGGUUGGCAGGAGCUGGGACCAAGCAACGGGAGCUCACCUCGUCGCAGGGAUUCGAACCGCCGACCUUCUGAUUGGCAAGUCCUAGGCUCUGUGGUUUAACCCACAGUGCCACCCACGUCCCCUGAAAGUAAUGGUUGGGCACUAAUUGAUUUCCUUCUCUUGUGCCUUUUUGAGGAGGAAUGAACCCUAACAAUAACACGCAUGCACUGCUAGUGAUUUGGGGAGGUGGGAUUUAGUUCUUGGUUGUACAUACUCAUGGAGGAUAAGGCUGUCAGCGAGUCAUGAUGGCUGUCAAAGACAGUUGCUGAGAACAUUCCUGCAUUGCAGUGGGUUGGACUAGAUGACCCACCGGGUCCCUUCUAUGAGCAGGAGAGGGCUAUUGCGUUCAUAUCAUCCUUAUGGGCUUCCCAUAGGCAUGUGGCUGGCCACCGAAAGAACUGAAUGCUAGACUAGAUAGACCUUUGGUUUCAUCCAGCGAGGGCUUUUCUAACGUUCUUCCCAGCAUGAGAACUGGGAGGCUGUCAGGAUGGGGUAGGUUUCCUUCUUUUCGUUUUGCUGAGUCUUGGGUGUGGGAAUGCUGAUAUGUGGUUGGUGUCUGGGUUUCCUUACCACUGGUUUGACUGAAGGUCUUCAGUAGUCCCACCAUUAGAGGCCCGUUAUAGAGGAAGGUCCAUAGCUCAGUGGCAAGAGCAUCUGCUUUGCAUGCAGAAGGUCCUGGGUUCAAUCCCCAGCGUCUCUGGGUAGGGUUGGUAAUGUUUGAAAUCCAGGAGAGCUGCUGCCUGCGUGUGUGGACAAUACUGAGCUAUUACUAUUAUUAUUAAUAUUAUUUAUUAUUAUUAUUAAAAUUAUAUUAUCAUUUGUUAAAUGUAUAUGCCGCCAUUCAUCAAAAGAUCUCAGGGUGGUCCUACAGAAUAAAAUACAAGUAAAUAAUUAAACAAAAACAACAAAACAGUAACACCCCCUUCCCACAGAUACAUUUAAAAGGCAGUAGGAUAUUAAUCAGCCAAAGACUGUCAGUGAACAUAUUUAUUUGCAUUACUUAGUGCUUUAAAACUACUGGUGCAGCCCAGGACGGCAAAACAAGGCCAAUAUUCCGGAAAUCCUUGUCUAGACUCUGUGAAAGGAUUUUGUGGAACUGUAACAACCUUACAUGUGGAUUGUUUGGACUUUAUGAACAGACAGGUGGAAUAGACACCAUUACACGGAUGGACCUUAUGCAUGAACUGACUAGAGAAUGAUCUAAUCCACUGGGUCUUCUGCUUUGUUCGUUUGUUGAACUUUAUGAGUCACUUCUGUUGAAAUUUACAGUUUUAUACAAUGAAUAGUAUACCUUAAUUAUCUAAGAACACAGCUAGUUACGUCUCGUGUGAUUAUUGAAUAUGUCAGUGAACAUAAAGCAGCUUCGGGUAUUCCAGGGCAGCGCGUGAUCAUCCCCCUGCUGCAACGCAUCACAGGUUAGCUUUUGCCUGUAAGAGUUCAGGUGCCCUGUUGCUUAAUUUGGAAUCCCAGCUUGCCCAUGAUUUGUAUUUGCUUCUAUCUUGCCUUUCUCGGAUGUAUUUAUUUAUCUUACUAUUUCUGUGGAGAUCUGGAUACCGCAGGCCCCUGGGCGGCUGUGCCAGGACCCCACUCAACUGCCCCAGUUGCAAAAGCCUUGGAAGAGGCAGAAGGGAGUAGUGGUAGGAGAGAGGAAGAGAGUGAGCCCCAGAGGACGGGGAAGGAGAUUUGUCAGGAGCCAGCCAGGAACCUGGGAAGCCUGCAGUCGGGCUUGUCUUCUGCCAGUUGAAGAGAGUGCUUAGCCAGCGGAGAGGGGAAAUCUAUCUGCUGAGGGAAAAGCAAGUUGGCUGCCUUUAGAGGGCACUCCUGUUUAGCAUUAGAACAAAUUGAGGCUUCUGGGCGCAAGCAAAGCCCGAACAGGGGAUAAGACAACAGGAUGGGCCUUGUCUGCAUUGUAUAUAGUUAAACCAGUACUGCAUCACUUUAAACAGUCAUGGCUUCCCCCAAAGAAUCCUGGGAAACGCAGUUUAAGGGUUGUUUAGGAAACCUCUGUUCUCCUCAUAGAGCUACCAUUUCCAGAGUUCCUUGCAAAGUCAAGUUGAUUGUUAACCCACUCUGAGAACUGCCUGAGAGAUGUUAGGAGACCCCGAUUCACCUUGUCCCUAAACCAGCAGAGGUAUUUUUGCUGUGGCGGUUUUUACAGAUUUGUAAACCUUGCCACAGCCAAGAAACUAUUGAAGUGGUGUGCCAUAAGACAAAACGAGAUAAAAUAUGAAAACAAUAACACUGUUUCUGUUGCUGUAUGAUUAAUAUUCCAUCAAAUCACCAGAUCAAACUUUCUUACACAAAAAAGGCUUCUGUAGCUGCCUAAACAUCAAGAUGACAGGUUCCUGCCUCUGAUUUUGGCUUGGAAAUGACUGCAGAAAGAGUCCUGCUCUUCAGAAAAAGUGUGUCAGGGCUUAUACUGUGUUCAGGCUGACUGAACGGAGGAGAGUUUACAAUUUUGGUCCUGCUUUUCAGCUCAAAAGUUGAAAAUGAUGGGAGCUGUAGUCCUGCGGCAUCCGGGAGGCCUCCUUGACCCACCCUACCCCACCCCACCCUCAAGCUUUCCAAACUUUUCAUGUUGGUGACACACUUUUUAGAUAUGCAUCAUUUCACAACAUGAUAAUUCAGUUUGACUAGCAAACCGGAGGUUAAAGUCACCCUUUUCCAGCCCCCGGCGGAGCAUGGGGAGCGUUUGCGUGACGCACCUACACACUGCAGCCGGUACACUUAACAUGUUGCGACACAACAUUUGGAAAAUUCUGUCUUAUCAAGAGGAAGGGCGAGUGCCGCCUGUUGACUUUUUGCAGUAUGGUAGCGCUGCAGAGAGCUUGCUGGGGAGACCAUGCAUUAAAAAGGGACUCAAAAAUAACUUAAACAAGGUUUUAAUAAGAAAAACAAAAACUCCUUUUACACUAAAUACAUUAACAAACAAACAUGACCCAACCACCAACCCAUCCCCCAGGGUAAUGGGAGAGCUAGGUGCUGCUCCUUAUAUACUACACCCAAUUGCCAACACAGCUUAAUCAGUACAACUCGGCAGCACCUGCUAUGUUUCACAGCUGUAAAGCUGGGUCUCGUUAUCUUGCUCUGGCCCUUGCUUUGGCCCCUUAAAGACAUACACAUCGGGUGGAACAGUGAUGAACCUUUACAUUUAAAGAAACCAUUCAACAUUUCCCCUGCGGUUCAUCAUUGUGGAACAAAAACAUAAAGCAUACUUUGUACAUGUUUUUCAUGUAUACCUUUUGGAAGUGCUUUAGUAAAAAUGUCUGCAAUUUGAUUGUCACCUGGAACAUAUUUAAAUACAACCAUUUCAUCAGCAAUUAGUUUCUUUACAAACUGUAAACGUAAUCUUAAGACUUUAGUGCGCUGCGUAUUGGUUUCUGAACAUAGGAUAGCGAGUCCACUCUGGGAAUCAAGGUAAACUUUUACUGGUAGUGUUACUUGCAUCUGUAGGUCUGCGAAUACUUGCAGAUACCAUUCCACAUCACGAGUGGCCUGAACACAUGCACAUAAUUCACUCUCUGUUGUGGAGAGACAAAUAAUGGUUUGUGUCUGGGACUUCCAUUCAAAUGGACAACCAUUAUAACAAAACACCAUACCAGACACACCCCUGCAAUUAUUUUGUUCCACUGCAUGAGAUGCAUCACAGAAAAUUUCAAAACCUUUGUCAAUACAUGUUGUAAACUGCAACCUAUAAUGUUUGGUAUGUUUAAGGUACAUUACCACUCUCUUAAGAGCAGAGAAACAUUGUGUAGUGGGCUUUUCCACAAAUUUUGCCAGAAAGUGAAAGGCAUAAGUUAUAUCUGGUCUUGAGAUUCUUUGAAUGAAAUUUAGCUUGCCUAUAGCAGAACGAUACAAAGUUUUGUUAGGAAAUGGCUUAUCUUCACCUGUAAAAGUGAAACCACACACCAUGGGCGUUUCCUUCCCAUUUGCAUUUUCUAAACAUAGCAUUUCAACAAGAUCGUCAAUUUUUGCAGUUUGAUGAACCAGAAAAGAUCCAUUUUUGCCUUUCUCAAUUUGCAUGGAUAAGUAAUUUUUAGCUAUGCCUAAUUCCACCACAUCAAAUUUCUUCUGUAACUGUGUUACUACCUGUUCAUAUUCCUGUUUAGUUUUUGUAGAAAUUAACACGUCAUCUACAUAGACACAUAUUUUUGCUACAGAGUUUGCCCUUUCCUUUAUAAACACACAAUUGUCUGCCUUUCCCUGUGAAAAACCAAUAUCCAGCAAUUCUUUUGCUAAAGUUUGGUGCCAGUUCCUUCCACUUUGGUGCAGACCAUAAAGGGAUUUAUUUAAUUUGCAUACCAAACCUUCAGCGGCGUCUAUGCCUUCAGGGACACGCAUAAAAAUUUGUUCUUUUAAAUCUGCAAACAAAUAUGCAGUUUUUAUAUCUAGGUGAUAAACAGAAUGUCCACGUUGUGAUGCAUCUUUUAACAAAAGCUUAACUGUUUCAUAUUUUACACUUGGUGAAUAACACAAAUCAUAAUCUUCGCCUGGAAUUUGUUGAAAACCCCUAGCAACUAAUCUUGCCUUGUACCUUACAACUUCAUUUUUGUCAUUCAUUUUAACUCUAUAAACCCAUUUUGAAUCAAUAAGUCUCAUAUCUGGGGUUUGUGGUACAAGAGACCAAGUGUUAUGCUCUUUUAAAGAAGCUAUUUCAGAGUUCAUAGCUUUAUACCAAUUUACAGCUUGGUGCUUAGGUAAAUUCUGAACAUCAUUGUAGCUUUUUGGCUCAAAAACUGCCUUAUUGGCAUACACAGUAUUAAAAUGUUCAUCUGCAAAACGUUGUGGCUUCUGUCUCUUUCUAUCUGAACGUCUCAGUCCGGAAGGAGAGUCAGACUCCUCAGACUUAAUGGGACUAUGUAAACUACUAGUUUCAGGUUGUAAAUCAUCAUUGUCAGACUGAAGAGAUGCCUGUUGGCUAAGCUCACGGUCAGAAAACUCAAGAGAAUCUAACCUCCCCUCGGGUGCCUGUGACUUUAAAUCAUCAAAGAAAUUAUCAGAUUCAACAGGCUUUUUGUCUUCUUCCAUUAAUUCAGAAGCACCAUUUCCUGCUGCUGCUGCUGCUUCUUCUACCUCUUCUUCCUCAGUAUUAUCUAUACCAUUACUAUCUUGGAAAACAGCAACACCAUUCCAAUUUACAGUUUGUAUCAUGCUUCUGGUAAUAUGAAAUUUGCCAGUUGCUGGUAUGUAAAUUCUGUACACCCCUGCUGGUAGCCCAUUAAUUUUCCCUGGACACUACGUUCACCCAAUUUCUGCUUAGCGGGAUAAUGCAUUAUUACAUCUGAACCCCAAAUGCGUAGGUAUUUCAGAUUAGGGCGUUUUUAAACAGCUUCUCAUAGGGGUGACAUCUAAACCAGAAUGAUAACUGCGAUUUCUAACAUAACAAAAGGCAUUGAGCGCUUCAGCCCAAAAGUCUUUGGGCAGAUUAGCAUCAUGCAGAUAAGUUUUAACCCCUGCCUGCAGGUCACGCUGCACAACUUCAACAAGCCCAUUUUGCCAGGGACUUCGGGGCAAGAUAACUCAUGAGUAGUCCCCUGCGCUUCCAGGAAUUUCUCAAAAUCCUCAGAAACAAAUUCCCCGCCCCUGUCAGAAAAAAGGUUCUUAAUAGGUUUGUUAAAAUGUGUUUUUACCCAGUUGCAAAAAACUUUGUACUUCUCAAAUGCUUGGGACUUCUCAGCUAUUGCAUAAGUCCAACAAUAUCUACUAUACUGGUCUAUCAGGGUAAGCCAGUACUUAGAACCUCCUAAGGAUGGUGGGAGUGGCCCAACUAAAUCACAAUGUACACGCUCAAAUGGCUCAGUUACUUUCCUAUCUGAGCACCUACCCUUACGUGCAACCUUAAUCUUAUUCUUGCAACAGGAUAGACAUUGCAUAAAGAAUUUACAUGGUUUUAAGUUGAGGCCAUUAACAAUAUUCUUGGUCUUAAUUACAUCAGCAAAAUUCAGAUGUCCCAGAAUUCUGUGCGCCUCAUGGACACACCCAGAAUGUGGCCUUACAUUCCUCAACCCCUGGCUUGACUGUGCUGCUCUGCAAUUUAUAGGCGAUUGGGAGUAGGUGCGAAAAUACAGUCUAUAUAAACCAUCAGAUUCCCGGGCAUACAAUAGACGUUUGUUCCCCUCGAAAAACUCACACAUUGACUUUAAGAAACGCACAGUUAUGCCUUGACGAGCAAAACACCUUACUGACAAUAAAUUGUCCACUGAUGGGCAGUAAAUGCAGUUCGCUAUAGUAAUGUUUAAAGAGUCAAGUUUAACAGUACCCCUGCCAAGCGACUGCAAGACUUGUGAAUUGGCUAAAUGUACAUUACCAAUUUCCUCUUCAAAGAAAUAAACAAGCUUCGAUCGUUGCAAACGUGCUGAGAUGCUCCUGAGUCCACAAUAAAAGAAUUCCACUUGGCACCUUUAAUUCUUUUACGAUCUCUUGUGCUAGCGUGAAAAGCUCGCGGCUCGUUUCUGUCUUUACGGUACGAUGCCGGCUGCUGAGCUGACGACCGUGACUGACGAACAGAAACAGACUUGGGAGUACUUUGCUUUCUUUUGGAUCUGCAGUCCUUUGCAAAAUGUCCUUGCUUAUUGCAGAACCAACAACGCUUUGCAGCUUUAAAUGCAGUUGUAUCACCACAAGUUUGCAUAUGGCGUUCCUCAUUCUUUCUGGAAAUAGGAGUGCUUAUGGCACAAGCCUCCCUUCUGUCCAACUCGCCCAUUAAUCUUGCCGUUACCCCUUCCACAGUUAAUUGUGCUGGUGGAAUGGCAGAUAUCUGGCUAGCUAUACCAUCAAAGUCCUCAUUAAGGGAACAAAGGAUGAUGAAAACAUACUGAGUAUCAGGUAUCUCCAUGUCCCUUUGAAUUAAUUCGCAGCGUAUUGCCUCCAGACGUCUCAAGUGUGCUGCCAAAUCACCACCAGGCUGCAACUUUGUCUGGUACAGCUGCUUGAAAAACGUCAAUGCAGACGCUGACUCUUUUCUAACAUGCACUGCUGCAAGACUGUCCCACAUUUCUUUGGCAGUUUUCUUAUUCCUUAUAUAGACUACUUGCUGGUCGCUGACUGCCAAAUUAAUUAUCGCCCUGGCUUUCGCAUCUCCUUUCGACCAAGCAUUAGUCACAGGGUCAGGAGGGUCAUCAGUUACAUAGGUCCAUACUUCUCUAGAGGUCAAAAGCGCCUCCACCCGAAAAGACCAUAAACUAUAGUUCUCAUCUGUCAGCUGUGGGAAGACCAGAGCCUUCUCAGCUUCAGGAACCCGGUCAACCAUUCUGGAACUCUUCCAGACCCACAGAACUACGCUAACAGGAGAAGGAGUUUUCAAACCUUUCUCAGAGUCCAAAAAUAUGCAGUCAUCCACUCAGCAGCUGGGCCCAUAACCAAAGAUGUUGACUUUUUGCAGUAUGGUAGCGCUGCAGAGAGCUUGCUGGGGAGACCAUGCAUUAAAAAGGGACUCAAAAAUAACUUAAACAAGGUUUUAAUAAGAAAAACAAAAACUCCUUUUACACUAAAUACAUUAACAAACAAACAUGACCCAACCACCAACCCAUCCCCCAGGGUAAUGGGAGAGCUAGGUGCUGCUCCUUAUAUACUACACCCAAUUGCCAACACAGCUUAAUCAGUACAACUCGGCAGCACCUGCUAUGUUUCACAGCUGUAAAGCUGGGUCUCGUUAUCUUGCUCUGGCCCUUGCUUUGGCCCCUUAAAGACAUACACAUCGGGUGGAACAGUGAUGAACCUUUACAUUUAAAGAAACCAUUCAACACCGCCACCACUGUACCAAUGAGACACAGCACAAAUGCUCUUCACAGUCCUGAGAAAACCCUUCAAUCCCUCAGAAAAAAAACUUAUUAAUGUAUGUGACAACAGCGGCUUGGAUUUUGUUCGCCCCCAAAUGGAGGGUGAGUGAGGUCCCUGGUAAGGAGGGCUGGCAAUUUAAGAUGAUAGAAUAUUCAGAGUUAGCAGGCCUAGCAAGUAGAAUAAGAGAGCAAGAAGAACAGGUCUUUAAAGAGGAGUGGAAAUUUUUUGUUGAGAAUGUGGGGAAUAAUUGAAAACGCCGGCAAGUACUAAGGUAAAUUCAACAGUGCAACAUACCGUAUUUUUCGCCCCAUAGGGCGCACCUAGUUUUUUGGGGGGGAAAUAAAGAAAAAAAAUUUUAUUUCUCCCCCCAGGCGCGGGGCUGGGGCGGGGGAAGCCCGAGCUUCCCCCGACCCCAGCCCCCAGAACAGGCUGCUAUCCGCAAGCCAUGGAAGAGCUGCGCGAAGCCCGAAGCCUGGGGGGCGCUGAGCUCAGUGCGCCCCAGGCUUCUGGGUGCAGGCAGCUCUCCGCAAGAGGUGGGAGAGAUGCACGAAGUCGCGCAGCUCUCCCACGGCUUGCGGAUAGCUUCCUGAAGCCUGGAGAGCGAGAGGGGUCAGUGCGCACCGACCGCUCUCCAGGCUUCAGCGAAAGCUUGCAUUCGCCCCAUAGGACGUACACACAUUUCCCUUCAUUUUUGGAGGGGGAAAAGUGCGUGCUAUAGGGUGAAAAAUACGGUAUUUAAAAGGCAUGUAAAAAUGGGGGGGGGACUAAUUCAGAUGGAUAUGCAAGAAUAUGCAGGAAUUGUGGGAUAAUUGAAAGAACGUUGGAAGGGGAAGGAGGGAAGUCAUUGAAUGUAUGGGUAUAAUGAAAGGUUUUAUUUUAUUCUUUGGUAGGUUUAUGGAUGUAUACUUUUCUUUUUGUAAACCUACCAAUCAAUAAAUAAAUUUUAGAAAGGGGCAAGGUUAGAAGUAGAUGCACAAACCAUAUUUUUUUUUAAAGGAAGGCUCCUUUUUUUCUGCCCUGCGCUCUGUCUGCACCUCAGACCCAAUGUGUCAGGCAAGACGGGGCCUCUGUGGCGGCAUCGCCUCUUCCUUGCCCACUCUCCAGCAGCCACUACAAGCUGCCCAAGGGAGGAGAGGCAACGGGAUGCUCCCUUGCCACUGCUGCCCCUUCUCAGGACAAGCGCUAGCCUCCUUGAGCUUGGUUGUGGCAUCACUUGUGGGGGAAAUAGAGACAUUCCAGGAUCAAAUCAGAAGCACUGAUUUUCCAGCACUGUCCCUGGAAAAUAGGGGCACAUUUGGAGGGUAUGCAAUCUGUAGCCUCCACAGACACACUGGGCCAACUGCUGCUGUGUUUUCUGCGUUUGCAGAAAAUAUGUGUCAAUGCUCGGCCCACCACAUGGCAGCAUGGCCUGCUUUCCUAUGUGGUUGGAGCUGUCGUGUGGAAAGGGGUCGGCUUGUUUCUGCCGUGAGAAGAGGUUGUGGUUGUGGUUGGAGGCGCAGAGCGUUUUGCUUGCUCGCGAUAGUGCACCCUGGGGACCGAUAGCUUUGUUUAGUCGUUUAGUCAUGUCCGACUCUUUGUGACCCCAUGGACCCGAGCACGCCAGGCACUCCUGACUUCCACUGCCUCCCACAGUUUGGUCAGGCUCAUGUUUGUAGCUUCGAGAACACUGUCCAACCAUCUCGUCCUCUGUCGUCCCCUUCUCCUUGUGCCCUCCAUCUUUCCCAACAUCAGGUCUUUUCCAAGGAGUCUUCUUUCCAGUAAGAGCUGUUCGACAGUGGAAUUUGCUGCCAAGGAGUGUGGUGGAGUCUCCUUCUUUGGAGGUCUUUAAGCAGAGGCUUGACAACCAUAUGACAGGAGUGCUCUGAUGGUGUUUCCUGCUUGGCAGGGGGUUGGACUCGAUGGCCCUUGUGGUCUCUUCCAACUCUAUGAUUCUAUGAUUCUCUUCUCAUGAGGUGGCCAAAGUAUUGGAGCCUCAACUUCACGAUCUGUCCUUCCAGUGAGCACUCAGGGCUGAUUUCCUUAAGAAUGGAUAGGUUUGAUCUUCUUGCAGUCCAUGGGACUCUCAAGAGUCUCCUCCAGCACCAUAAUUCAAAAGCAUCAAUUCUUCGGCGAUCAGCCUUCUUGAUGGUCCAGCUCUCACUUCCAUACAUCACUACUGGGAAAACCAUGGCUUUAACUAUAUGGACCUUUGUUGGCAAGGUGAUGUCUCUACUUUUAAGAUGCUGUCUAGGUUUGCCAUCGCCUUUCUCCCAAGGAGCAGGCGUCUUUUAAUUUCGUGACUGCUGUCACCAUCUGCAGAGAUCAUGGAGCCCCAAAAAGUAAAAUCUCUCACUGCCUCCAUUUCUUCCCCUUCUAUUUGCCAGGAGGUGAUGGGACCAGUGGCCAUGAUCUUCGUUUUUUUGAUGUUGAGCUUCAGAUCAUAUUUUGCGCUCUCCUCUUUCACCCUCAUCAAAAGGUUCUUUAAUUCUCCUCACUUUCUGCCAUCAAGGUUGUGUCAUCUGCAUAUCUGAGGUUGUUGAUAUUUCUUCCGGCGAUCUUAAUUCCUGCUUGGGAAUUAGCCUUUCGCAUGAUGAAUUCUGCAUAUAAGUUAAAUAUAAGGACCAUCGGCUGGGUGAGGACUGCAGGGCCUGCUCCCUUCCAGGGCCUUUUCCAACUGGCCCAGGCCCUCUCUCCCAGCUAUAAAGGGACUCCUGCUGCGGGGAAGCCUCGGACCAUCGGCUGGGUGAGGACUGCAGGGCCUGCUCCCUUCCAGGGCCUUCUCCAACUGGCCCAGGGGGCAUGGCCCAGGCCCUUAUUUGGAACAAACUUUUGGGGAAGUGUGGGAAGUGUUCUGCCAUUGCUUCCCUGUUCCAGGUGGUUAAUGUGCUUUAAAAUGUCCUCAAGCAGUUGGUGGCAAUUUAAAUUUUUGUUUCUUUUUUUCCUUUUUUCCUUUGUUGGGGGUGGGUGGGUGGGAUGGAUAUUUGGUUGGGGAUUAAUUUUAGUAUAAUUGUUCUGUUCCUUUUUGUUGUUGUUGUUUUAUUGGUUCUGUAUAGUUUGUGUUUUGUUUUUAAGGGGUGGGAUCAGGGCUGCCUGGGAGUGGCUCCCCAGCCAACACGAUGGCUGGGACAAGUUCCACAGGGGGGAAGCACUGGGACAUCCGAUCUCAGUGAUCAUGGGCAGGAGGCGGAGUUACGCUAAGACCAGACUAUGUCAUUACCGAGGAGGCAGGUUUAGUCGUUGUUUGAAGACUAUCCCUGCCUCCGGGUCUGGCCUUGACCGGAUGGAUACUGGAAUCAACAAGGGAAACCCACAUGACCUGAAAGUGUUGCUGUGCAAUGCCAGGUCAAUGAUGAAUAAAACCACUGCCAUCCACGACUUGAUUGUGGAUGGAGGAUUUGACCUGGCAUGUGUGACAGAGACCUGGUCGGAGGAAGCAGAUGGGCCUGUCCUUGCCGCUGCUUGCCCACCAGGUUUCUCUUACGCACAGCAACCCAGGUCAUGUGGGCGGGGAGGGGGGGUUGCAGUGAUUUUUAGGAAGUCACUAGCUUGCACCAGGCGUCCUACUGGGAAGAUCCAGUUCUCUGAGUGCAUGUUCUGGAAGUUGGGUAAUAGGGGCAGUACAGGAUUCCUUUUUUUUUUUUUUUAUAAGAUAUUUAUUGGUUUUACAAAAAAAAAUUCCAAAAGAUGCAAAAAUACAAAAAUUCAACAAACAGAAAACAACAAUAACAAUGACAAAAAGCAAACAGAGAUAACAAUAUCCAUAACAAAGAAAGAAAAAAGAAAAAAAGAAAAAGAAACAGAAAAGUUUAAAAGAUAUUAUACUUUCAUUUAGCCUUCUUAUCUUUACCUAGUUCUUUGACUUCCCCGCAUCUCCCCGCUUGUAUUUCCAUUUAAGAACUCCUUUCAGCAAAUCCUUACCCUCCUUUCUUUAUCUUAACUCAAAAAACUUAAUCUAUUUAUAUAUAAAUAUUUUUACAACCUUAUCAAUCAAAUAUUCCAUGCUCUUAAUCACAAGGCUUUUGCCAAUACCAGUUAUUUUCAAUCAGACCUCAAUUUAACAUUCAUUAAUUUUAUAGUAUUUCUGUAGAUAGUCUUUAAAUUUCUUCCAAUCUUCUUCCACCGACUCUUCUCCCUGGUCACGGAUUCUGCCAGUCAUCUCCGCCAGUUCCAUAUAUUCGAUUACCUUCAUCUGCCAUUCUUCCAGAGUGGGUAAAUCUUGUGUCUUCCAAUACUUUGCGAUGAGUAUCCUUGCUGCUGCUGUUGCAUACAUAAAGAAAGUUCUGUCUUUCUUUAGCACCAAUUGGCCAACAAUGCCCAAGAGAAAGGCCUCUGGUUUCUUUAGAAAGGUAUACUUAAAUACCUUUUUCAACUCAUUAUAUAUCCUUUCCCAGAAGGCCUUAAUCUUUGGGCACGUCCACCAAAGGUGAAAGAAUGUACCUUCAGUUUCCUUACAUUUCCAACAUUUAUUAUCGGGCAAAUGGUAGAUUUUUGCAAGCUUGACUGGGGUCAUGUACCACCUGUACACCAUUUUCAUUAUAUUCUCUUUUAAAGCAUUACAUGCUGUAAACUUCGUACCUGUGGUCCAUAACCGUUCCCAGUCAGCAAACAUAAUGUUAUGUCCAACAUCCUGUGCCCAUUUAAUCAUAGCAGAUUUUACCGUUUCAUCCUGAGUAUUCCAUUUUAGCAGCAAGUUAUACAUUCUUGAAAGUGUUUUAGUUUUGGAAUCUAGCAGUUCUGUUUCCAACUUUGAUUUUUCCACCUGGAAGCCAAUUUUUCUAUCCAAAUUAUAGACCUCUCUUAUUUGGUAAUAAUGCAACCAGUCUCGCACUCUAUCUUUUAAUUUUUCAAAACUCUGCAAUUUGAAUUUGUCUCCUUCUUGUUCCAAGAUCUCCCAAUAUUUUGGCCACUUGGCCUCCAUAUUGGACUUUUUUAGAGCCUUUGCCUCCAUUGGUGAUAGCCACCUUGGGGUUUUAUUCUCCAAUAAGUCUUUAUAUCUUAUCCAGACAUUGAACAAUGCUUUCCUGACAAUAUGGUUUUUAAAUAUUUUGUGAGCUUUAACCUUGUCAUACCACAAAUAUGCAUGCCACCCAAACACAUUAUUGAAACCUUCUAAGUCCAAAACAUCAGUAUUUUCCAGAAGUAACCAAUCCUUCAACCAGCAGAAAGCUGCUGAUUCAUAAUAAAGUUUAAAGUCUGGCAGGGCACAUCCCCUCUUUCUUUAGCAUCAGUCAAUAUUUUAAAUUUUAUCCUGGGCCUCUUGCCCUGCCAGACAAACUUAGAAAUAUCUCUCUGCCACUUCUUAAAACAGUCCAUUUUGUCUAUUAUUUGUAUCGAUUGAAACAAAAACAGCAUUCUUGGCAAUACAUUCAUCUUGAUGACAGCAAUUCGACCUAACAAGGAAAGCUUCAAAUUUGUCCAUAUUUCUAAAUCCUUUUUAAUGUCCGACCAACACUUUUCAUAAUUGUCUUUAAAUAAAUUCCCAUUUUUAGCUGUCAUAUGAAUCCCCAGAUAUUUCACUUUUUUUACCACUGUUAAACCUGUCUCAUUCUGAAACCUCUCUUUUUCAAUCGGUGUUAAAUUCUUCUCAAGUACUUUAGUUUUAAACUUAUUCAGCUUAAAACCUGCCACCUGACCAAACUCUUGAAUCAGUUCUAAUGCUCUUUUCGUACUAGAUUCUGGCUCCUGUAAUGUCAGUACAAGGUCAUCUGCAAAUGCUUUCAGUUUAUAUUGUUUCGCUCCGACCGUUAUGCCCUUAAUCAGAUGGUCCCUUCUUAUCAUAUUUAACAAAACCUCCAGAACAGAAAUAAAAAGUAAUGGGGAAAUUGGGCAGCCUUGUCGUGUCCCUUUCUCUAUCUUAAUUUCCUCUGUUAUCACAUUAUUAACUAUUAAUUUAGCUUUUUGUUCUGAAUAAAUUGCAUUUAUACCAUUUUCAAACUCUUGGCCUACCCCCAUCCCCUGAAGAUUUUUCUUCAUAAAACUCCAAGAAAUAUUGUCAAAGGCUUUCUCUGCAUCCACAAAAAUCAAAACUGCUUUAGUAUUGAUCUCCUCUUGCAGCUUCUCCAGAAUAUCAAUUAUGUUCCUUGUGUUGUCCGAAAGAUGUCUAUCUGGAAGAAAGCCAGCUUGGUCCUUGUGAAUCACUCCUUUUAGCACUUUUUAAGCCUUUUUGCUAAAAUGUCAGCAAAAAUUUUGUAAUCCACAUUUAACAGGGAUAUGGGCCGGUAGUUCUUAAGCUGUGUCUUUUCAGUCUCAGCCUUUGGUAUAAGUGUAAUAAAUGCGUCUUUCCACGACUCUGGCGCUCUUUUCCCCUCUAAAAUUUCAUUACAAACCUCAGUUAAUGGUCGAAUUAACCAGUCUUUCAAAGUUCUGUAAUAUUUUGAGGUUAAACCAUCCGGUCCUGGAGAUUUUCCCAACUGCAUAUUCUGAAUGGCACCUUCAACCUCCUGUUCUGUAAUUUUAUAAUUCAACAAUAUCUUGUUAUCCUGAGAAAUUUUUUGUAAUCCAUUGGUUUUCAAAAAUUGCUCUAUCUCAAAUUCUUUCUGAGGCCCUUGUGUGUAUAAUUGUUUAAAAUAUCUCUGGAAGCAUUUCCUAAUUUCUUCUGGAUUCUGGAUAUUUUUCCCUUCCACUUCCAAAUUAGUAAUAGUAUUAAGUUUUUGUCGUUUCUUCAACUGCCAAGCCAGCAGUUUCCCACAUUUAUUUGCCGAUUCAAAAGUCUUUUGUCUCAUUUGUUUAAUUUUCCAUUCCACUUCUUGAUUUAUCAAUUUCAUAUAUUGCACUUGGUACAAUUUUAUUUCCCUCAGAAUCUCUUGUGAAUUGGGCUUCACUCUCAAUUUCUUCUCGCCCUCCUUUAUUUUUUCCAGAAUUUUUUCUUUCUUUACGUUUUGGGCCUUCUUCUUAAUUGAAUUCUGUUGAAUCAGGAAGCCCCUCAUAACAGCUUUACUUGCAUCCCAGAUUACUCUUUUUUCUACAGUUGUAUUCAAGUUUAUCUCAAAAUAGUCCCUCAAUGUCUUUUGGGCCUUCUUAAUCACCUCUUGAUCUCUAAACAAGGUGUCAUUCAUCCUCCAUCGGAAGGAACCAAUAGAUGUUAACUUCAUCUCCAUUCUCACGGCGUUAUGGUCGGAGCAUGUUUUUGGGCAGAUCUCUACCUUCUUAACCUUGGGUGCCAGUCCUCUAGUAGUCCAGAUUUGGUCAAUUCUUGUCCAUGUCUUUUGGGCUUCAGAAAAGAAGGUUCCUUCUCUAUCAAGGGGAUUCUUAGUUCUCCAAAUGUCAAUCAAAUCCAUAUUGUCAGUUAGUUCAAAGAAUGUUUUCGGUAGUCUACCAUCUUUAGUAACUACCUCUCUUUGUGACUUGUCCAUAUUUGUAGAAACCACCCCAUUCAUAUCUCCCAUGAAAACAGUGUUAUAGUCCAUAUAGUCCAUCAAGGUCUCAUGCAACUUUUUGUAAAAUAUAGAUUUCCCCUCAUUUGGUGCGUAUACACCUACUAUCAAAAAUUUUUCUCCUUGUACUUGAAUUUCAAUUGCUAUAAACCUUCCUUGUUGAUCCUUAAAGACAAAUUUUGGUGAGAGGCUCUCCUUUGCGUAAAUUACCACUCCUCGUUUUUUAACUUUGUCUGAUGAAAUAAAUUCUUGGCCCAGUCUCUUAUUAAUCAAUAUUUUCCUGUGAAGCCUCAUCACAUGGGUUUCCUGUAAGCAAAUUAAGUCCAAUUGUUCUUUUUUAAGUAUAUGAAAUACUUUCCUCCUUUUUUCCGGAGAAUUCAGGCCACAAACAUUCCAAGUUAAAAGUUGCAGAGCCAUGAUGAUUUCUUUAUUUCCCUCCAACUGCUCCCAAUAACUCUUCUUCCUCUGUUGGUGGUUUCACCUUCUCUGUCUUAUCCUCUCCCAACGGUGGUAGUGUAAGAUCCAAUCCUGUUAAAGGGGCUUCUGGCUCCAAUCCUUUUUGUAGGUCCUCUUGGUAGUCUCUCAAAAAGUUCUGUUUCUCCUCCACAGAUUUUAUUUUAAUUUUCUUGCCUUUAAAACUGAAAGAUAGGCCUUGAGGGAACUCCCACCUGAAAAAAAUUCGAUUUCCUCUCAGCAACGUCACCAGGUCCCGAUAGUUAGACCUAAGCUCCAAAAGGAGCUUUGGAAUGUCUUUGAAUAUUUCUAUCCUUGAGUCUUGUAUUGUCAGUGUAUUUCGAUAAUGUAGGCUCAAAAUUUUAUCUCGUUCCUCUUUUGAUCGCAAGGUAAUCAGGCAGUCUCUCACUCUAUUUUUUCUUGCUCUUCUUCCAAGCCUAAAAGCAGACGUUAUCUUAAAAUCUUCCUUAUCAUUCAAUUGCCAAAAAUUGGCAAAUUCUUGUGUCAAAAAGUCUGCCAGGCUCUCUUUCUCAAUCUCAGGUACUGCUCUGAUCCUUAAAUUGGUCUGUUUCUCCUUUAACUCAAGGACAGAUAGCAGUUCCUGGUGCGUUCCCAAUCUUAUAUGGUGCUCUUCAACUUGUUUAAUUAAAGGUGGUAAUUUUUCUUCAGCAGCUACCGCCUUUUCUCUAGCUUCCAAAGCUGUUUUUUGGGUUCCUUUUGGUGAACCGACCUCCCCACUUCACCAAGGAUUCCCUGUCCGAGCUGCUUCAGGUCGUGGCGGAUUUUCUCCUGGAGACACCUAGUUUGGUUGUCCUAGGGGAUUUUAACAUCCAUGCCGACACGACCUUACAAGGGGCUGCUCGGGACUUCGUGGAAAGCAUGGCCUCCAUGGGGCUGUCCCUGAAUAAGUUUGGCCCAACUCAUAGUCAUGGACAUGCCUUAGACCUGGUGUUCACCUCUAGUGACGUGGGUGAUCUGACACUAAGUAAAAGUGAAACAAAAGAAGUGCCAUGGUCAGAUCACUUCCUGGUGCAACUGGACUUCUCCGCGACCCUUACCCUCUGCAGGGAGGUGGGACCAAUUCGGAUGGUCCGCCCCCGCCACUUAAUGGAUCCAAAUGGUUUCCAUCGACCAUAACAUCCUUCUGGACCGUCUAGAGGAGCUGGGAGCGGGGGCACUGUUAUACAGUGGUUUCGCUCCUUCCUCCUGGGCCGUGUUCAGAAAGUGGUGGGGGGGGGAUGAGUGUUCAGACCCCUGGGCCCUCACUUGUGGGGUGCCUCAGGGUUCCGUCCUCUCCCCAUGCUUUUUAACAUCUAUAUGAAGCCGCUGGGAGAUAUCUUCUGGGGUUUGGACUGGGUGUCCAUCAAUAUGCAGAUGAUACCCAGCUCUACCUCUCUUUCAAAUCAGAACCAGUGAAGGCGGUGAAGGUCCUGUGUGAGUGUCUGGAGGCAGUUGAAGGAUGGAUGGCGGCUAAUGGAUUGAAGUUGAAUCCUGACAAGACAGAAGUACUGUUUUGGGGGGACAGGGAGCGGGCUGGUGUGGAGGACUCGCUGGUCCUGAAUAGGGUAACUGUGCCCCUGAAGGACCAGGUGCGCAGCCUGGGAGUCAUUUUGGACUCACAGCUGUCCAUGGAGGCGCAGGUCAAUUCUGUAUCCAGGGCAGCUGUCUACCAACUCCACCUGGUACGCAGGCUGAGACCCUACCUGCCCGCGGACUGUCUCGCCAGAGUGGUGCAUGCUCUAGUUUUCUCCCGCUUGGACUACUGCAAUGCGCUCUACGUGGGGCUACCUUUGAAGGUGACUCGGAAACUACAACUAAUCCAGAAUGCGGCAGCUAGACUGGUGACUGGGGGGCGGCCGCCGAGACCACAUAACACCGGUCUUGAAAGACCUACAUUGGCUCCCAGUACGUUUCCGAGCACAAUUCAAAGUGCUGGUGUUGACCUUUAAAGCCCUAAACGGCCUCGGCCCAGUAUACCUGAAGGAGCGUCUCCACCCCCAUCGUUCUGCCUGGACGCUGAGGUCCAGCGCCGAGGGCCUUCUGGUGGUUCCCUCAUUGCAAGAAGCAAAGCUACAGGGAACCAGGCAGAGGGCCUUCUCGGUAGUAGCGCCCGCUCUGUGGAACGCCCUCCCAUCAGAUGUCAAAGCGAUAAAUAACUACCUGACAUUUAGAAGACAUCUUAAGGCUUCAGGGAAGUUUUUAAUCUGUGAUAUUUUACUGUAUUUUUGGUUUCUAUGGAAGCCGCCCAGAGUGGCUGGGGAAACCCAGCCAGAUGGGCGGGGUACAAAUAAAUUAUUAUUAUUAUUAUUAUUAUUAUUAUUAUUAUUAUUAAUAAUAAUAAGCAGGGAGACAAUAUACAGCUUUGUUGUACUCCUUUCCCAAUUUUGAACCAAUCAGUUGUUCCAUAUCCAGUUCUAACUGUUGCUUCUUGUCCCACAUAGAGAUUUCUCAGGAGACAGAUGAGGUGAUCAGGGACUCCCAUUUCUUUAAGAACUUGCCAUAGUUUGCCGUGGUCGACACAGUCAAAGGCUUUUGCAUAGUCAAUGAAGCAGAAGUAGAUGUCUUUCUGGAACUCUCUAGCUUUCUCCAUAAUCCAGCGCAUGUUUGCAAUUUGGUCUCUGGUUCCUCUGCCCCUUCGAAAUCCAGCUUGCACUUCUGGGAGUUCUCGGUCCACAUACUGCUUAAGCCUACCUUGUAGAAUUUUAAGCAUAACCUUGCUAGCAUGUGAAAUGAGUGCAAUUGUGCGGUAGUUGGAGCAUUCUUUGGCACUGCCCUUCUUUGGGAUUGGGAUGUAGACUGAUCUUCUCCAAUCCUCUGGCCACUGCUGAGUUUUCCAAAUUUGCUGGCAUAUUGAGUGUAGCACCUUGACAGCAUCAUCAUUUAAAAUUUUUAAUAGUUCAGCUGGAAUAUCAUCACUUCCACUGGCCUUGUUAUUAGCAGUGCUUUCUAAGGCCCAUUUGACUUCACUCUCCAGGAUGUCUGGCUCAAGGUCAGCAACCACACUACCUGGGGUGUAAUUCCUCUGUGUAUUCUUGCCACCUCUUCUUGAUGUCUUCUGCUUCUGUUAGGUCCUUUCCACUUUUGUCUUUUAUUAUGGUAAUCUUUGUACGAAAUGUUCCUUUCAUAUCUCCAAUUUUCUUGAACAGAUCUCUGGUUUUUCCCAUUCUAUUGUUUUCCUCUAUUUCCUUGCAUUGCUCGUUUAAGAAGGCCUUCUUGUCUCUCCUUGCUAUUUUUUGGAAAUCUGCAUUCCAUUUCCUGUAUCUUUCACUAUCUCCCUCGCAUUUUGCUUGCCUUCUCUCCCCCGCUAUUUGUAAGGCCUCGCUGGAUAGCCACUUUGCUUUCUUGCAUUUCCUUUUCGUUUUAGUUGCUGCCUCCUGUAUAAUGUUACUAGCCUCCAUCCAUAGUUCUUCAGGCACUCUGUCCACCAAAUCUAAAUCCUUAAACCUGUUCCUCACUUCCACUGCGUAUUCAUAAGGGAUUUGACUUAGAUUGUAUCUUACCGGCUCAGUGGUUUUUCCUACUUUCUUCAGUUUAAGCUUGAAUUUUGCUAUAAGAAGCUGAUGAUCUGAGCCACAGUCCGCUCCAGGUCUUGUUUUUGCUGACUGUAUAGAGCUUCUCCACCUUUGGCUGCAGAGAAUAUAAUCAAUCUGAUUUCGAUGCUGCCCAUCUGGUGAUGUCCAUGUGUAAAGUCGUCUCUUGUGUUGUUGGAAAAGAGUGUUUGUGAUGACCAGGUUGUUCUCUUGGCAGAACUCUAUUAGCCUUUGCCCUGCUUCGUUUUGAACUCCAAGGCCAAACUUGCCAGUUGUUCCUUUUAUCUCUUGACUCCCUACUUUAGCAUUCCAAUCCCCUAUAAUGAGAAGAACAUCCUUCUUUGGUGUCAUUUCUAUAAGGUGUUGUAAGUCUUCAUAGAAUUGGUCAAUUUCAGUUUCUUCAGCACCAGUGAUUGGUGCAUAAACUUGGAUUACUGUGAUGUUAAAAGGUCUGCCUUGGAUUCGUAUCGAGAUCAUUCUAUCAUUUUUGAGAUUGCAUCCCAGUACACCUUUCGCCACUCUUUUGUUGACUAUAAGGGUCACUCCAUUUCUUUUACGGGUUUCUUGCCCACAGUAGUAGAUAUGAUGGUCAUCUGAACUGAAUUCACCCAUUCCCGUCCAUUUUAGUUCACUGAUUCCCAGGAUGUCAAUAUUUAUUCUUGCCAUCUCAUUUUUGACCACAUCCAACUUACCAAGGUUCAUGGUUCUUACAUUCCAGGUUCCUAUGCAAUAUUUUUCUUUACAGCAUUGGACUUUCCUUUCGCUUCCAGGCAUAUCCGCAACUGAGCGUCCUUUCGGCUUUGGCCCAGCCGCUUCAUCAGCUCUGAAUCUACUUGUACUUGUUCUCCGCUCUUCCUCAGUAGCAUGUUGGACGCCUUCCAACCUGAGGGGCUCAUCUUCCAGCGUCAUAACUUUUAUAUGCCUGUUGCCUUUGUCCGUGGAGUUUUCUUGACAGGGAUACUGGAGUGGCUUGCCGGUUCCUGCUCCAGGUGGAUCACGUUUGAUCAAAACUCUCCACUAUGACCUGUCCAUCUUGGGUGGCCCUGCACGGCAUACCUCAUAGCUUCUCUGAGUUAUUCAAGCUCCUUCACCACGGCAAGGCAGUGAUCUAUGAAGGGGACCGAUAGCUUAGCCGCUGUAAUAGAUUGAACUGGGAAAAGGAGAACACCGCUGAGCCGGUUAUAUCUUCAAAGUGGUGUAAUUAAUCAGAUUAGGCUAAUCUGGAGAAGACCACAAGGGAAGAACCUGGCGAUUGGGCAGAAUAAUGGCGUAUGAAAUUCGGCUCUUGCUGAUGUGAUUUAUGCAGUCGGCUGGGGUGAGGUCACACCGCUCAGAAACUUGCUUUCUCUUUGGCCCGUGGGAACUCCGGUUUGCAUUGCGACACCUUCCGUGGAACUGUCGCCUGAUUCUUGGUUGCGUAAUCGUUUCCUGUGAAUUUAGAAGCAGCUACUCUGUGCUUGACAAAACCCUUUGCAUGUCCGUCCCCCCCCCCCCAAUCUCCAUUCGGUUCAGGCCGUGGACCGUUGAGUAUGAAGUCAGCCUGCGACUUUGAAGCCAAGUGUCAGUGCAAAAGCAAGUCCUUAUUUCUAUACAGAAUAGUGUGGGUGGGGAAACAACCUCUUUCAGCUCUGGCAGGCAACUUGUGGCAGGCAUGUUGCAGCCUUCAUUUUACCCUUCUCCCAAGCAAGAAGAGAGAGACAAUGAAUGAAUGGUGGGAGAAAGAAGGGGUGCCUUGUCCACUUUUUGCUUUGCCCCAACAGCCACAGUGGACACACUGCAUCCAUAUCACUUUCCCCCCUCUCCCCAGCGAAAUGCAGCCCCCAACCUCAAAAAGAUUGCUCACGGCCGACUUCCAGCUCUUUCGGUGAUAUGCUGUCCUAUAAACGCUCCUUUUGUGCUCUCAGACAUCUCGUAGGAAGCCUCCUUAUGAUUUUCUGUUUUUUAAAAAAUAAAAUAAAGAAAUGGGAGAGAGGAUUAGAUAGAACAGUUUACUACCUUUCACCUUUCCAUUGAAGGCAGUACUGCUGUCUCUGGAGGCUACUUCCUGAUUGGGUAGUGCUGGCAUAGGAAGACUGGAGCUGGAUGGAAGACUUGGCUUAAAAUAGGUUGAAAACACACACACACGCGCAGAGGCAUCAUGAAGUCCACAAAGCUGAACGGUGGAAGACAUAGACCUGUAUGUCCUGCCCAAUGCGCCCAGUUGAAAAGGGCAAAUGUCCACACAGGUCAUCCUGAAAUGACAAUAGCCAGCUGAAUGCUUUUUCUAGAAAUUUUGGGCCAGUCGCCUUUUCCCUUUGGCCUUCCGCUGCUCUGUUUGUGUGCACAAGAGUUUCAAGUUGCUGUGUAGAUCAGCAGAAUCUUCUUGGUUAGGGUAGUAUGCAUACAUAUUUCUUAAUAUAUAAACAUCCUGUAUACCGCGUGGGGUGGGAGUGCCGAUGGGGAAAUAAGACAAGCUGGAACGCAGCAGAUCAUUGUAUGAGUAGAAACCUGCUCUGUGCCCCCUCUGACUGUUCGACGUGGAUUGCUUGUGUGUCUUGUGUUUUCUAAAUGCUUGUCAGACAUUCCUGCCUCCCUGACCUAGGAAGUUGUCCCGCUUGCACAAGGACUUCUGUUUGUGCUGUCAAACGUUCCCUCCUUCUCUCCUCCCUGCGACCCCUACAGAUCCACUGCAGAGGGGUAGGGGAGCCCCCAGAACAGAUUCGGAGGGCACAUGGUGGGGAGAAGGGCUGCAGUGGAAGUCCUUGCACAAACAGGAUGACAGUUCUUUGGAUGUGACACCCGCUUCCCAUGCAACAUGGGUGUUGCUUUAAUCCAGGGCAAAAACGAUCUGAGUGCUUUCUUCAUAGAAAUAAUAGCAUCACAGAGUUGGAAAGGGAUGGCAGGGGGUCAUCUAGUCCAAGCCCCUGCAAUGCAGGAAUCUUUUUGCCCCGCGUGGGGCUCGAACCCACAACCCUGAGGUUCAGAGUCCCAUGCUCUGCAAACUGAGCUAUCCUACCUGCUUCGUGUUUAUUGCAUGCGGCCUGUGUGUCAUGAGCCCCAUGGAAGCUUCUUGGCAGGGUGAAGAGGAAUGGGAUGGAAGUGCUGAGCUUUGAUGGAGGGGAGGGACUGAGUAGUUUUUUCUGGACAUCCUCCUCCUCGCCUCCUGAUACUGCUGUUUCCGCAGCAACCAGGGAGGCACUUGGGCCUGGACCGGCUGGGUAGAGCUCACCUUUGUCUCCAAGGAGCUGCUGCCAGAUGCUCAGGUUCUAACAGACCCAGCUUACUCUCAGGAGCGCCCUGCUUGCUUGCCUAGUCCCAUUUCUUGGGACCCGAAAUGUGUGAAUCAUUGGUCCCACCCUGCUCUUCAAAAGGAAGGGGGGUGUCCAAUGCCUUGGCGUAUGCCAGUCUGGACUUCUCCUGUGACUAAUUGCUGUAGGUUCAUGGCAUCAUUAAAGGUAAAGGGACCCCUGACCAUUAGGUCCAGUCGUGGCCAACUUUGGGGUUGCGGUGCUCAUCUCGCUUUAUUGGCCGAGGGAGCUGGCGUACAGCUUCUGGGUCAUGUGGCCAGCAUGACUAAGCUGCUUCUGGCGAACCAGAGCAGCACACGGAAACGCUGUUUACCUUCCCCCUGGAGCGGUAGCUAUUUAUCUACUUGCAGUUUGACGUGCUUUCAAACUGCUAGGUUGGCAGGAGCAGGGACCGAGCAACAGGAGCUCACCCCGUCGCGGGGAUUCGAACCGCCGACCUGCUGAUCGUUAAGUCCUAGACUCAGUGGUUUAACCAACAGCGCCACCCGCGUCCCCAUGGCAUCAUUAAGUUGGCAUAAAUUGAUAAAAAGUAUAUGUCCCUCAACGAGCUAUCUUGACCAUGGUGCUAGUUCUUAAAUUUAAAAUGCUUAGAAUUGAAAUCUUAAGUUACAAAUAUUCAGUUCCGACACCUCUUUUUAUGUUCUUGUUCUGAGCAAAGGAAUUGCAUAUAAUCGGUUUCUGAGCAGGGCUGUUUGUAUUCCUUUCUGCUGCAGUCAUGGCAUGCAGGCGCAGAAAAGAAGUAUUCACUGUCCUGGGAAUUUCAGCUUUUCAUCUUAAAUAUUUUAGCACUCAAGGUUGCAGGAAGAGAGCUGGAAAUGCAUCAGACUUGAUGAAAUUGGGGGGGGGGGGACUGGGGAAGGAAUAGGGCUGCAGUUGAACAGGAUUUUGAAUCAAUCCUGGAGAUUGCUAUCCUUUCCCCUACAACAGCAGAAUAAUAAAUUGUGCAGAAUGACAUGCAUAUCCAAAUAUUAUUAAACUGCAUGAAUGUAUGCAGGUUGCAAGAUUCUGUGUGUAAGUGGCAUAGAGGGGUGAGAAUAUUUUCCCUCCCCCCCAAAAAAUAAUUGUGCAAAAUACACACUUUCCUGCGUCCUGACAAUGUAAAAUGAACUUCAGAGCCAUAAUGUACAGUGGUACCUGGGGUUAAGUACUUAAUUCGUUCUGGAGGUCUGUUCUUAACCUGAAACUGUUCUUAACCUGAAGCACCACUUUAGCUAAUGGGGCCUCCUCCUGCUGCCGCCGCGUCGCCACCGCGCGAUUUCUGUUCUCAUCCUGAAGCAAAGUUCUUAACCCGAGGUACUAUUUCUAGGUUAGCGGAGUCUGUAACCUGAAGCAUCUGUAACUUGAAGUGUAUGUAACCCGAGGUACCACUGUAUACUAAUGGCCAGUUGCUCAAGCGGUUUUUGAAGGGGCUUCAGCAAAUUUGUGGCCCUCAGCCAACAUAGUUCAAUGGAACCUCCAUGACCAAACAUAGUGUAGCUUUCGAAAUUGGUUGCUACAGAACAAAGUGUUUGUGGAUGUCUUCACACCCGGCUGGCAGUGAGUUUCCCAGCUGUAUCAUGGGUCCCUCAGCCCCAUCAGGAUUUGGCAUGGUUUGGCAGCCUCAGCCAGAAGGAGCAGAUGGGGGGAGGGGGCUGGAAGUCUGGGACCCAGGCGUGGAGGAGAGCUGGAAACAAAGGGGCAGGAUGCAGUCUUGUCGCUGAGAACCAGGCAUCUAGGUGCGAUCAGACGCGCUUACCCAGAUCACAGUGCGUGUGUGUGUCUUUCGGCAGCAGACCUGUAGGGUGAGAGAGUCUCAUGAGUGAGCAAGCACAGCCUCAUCUUGAAAUCCCUUGUGGGAGGGUGUUAGUCGUCAGCACAUCUUUGUAGCUGCAGUUGGGUUAGGAACUUCUCGCCUUGCUCAUUUACUUUCGAACAGGGUUAGAAACUCAGAUAUAUAAACUAAUAUAUAAGGCCCUGACACUGAGGUCCAGCUCCGAGAGCCUUCUGGCAGUUCUCUCACUGCGAGAAGUGAAGUUACAGGGAACCAGGAAAGUGGGCCUUCUCGGUAGUGGCGCCCUCCCAUCAGAUGUCGAGGAGAUAAAUAACUAUACGACUUUAGAUGACAUCUGAAGGCAGCCCUGUAAAGGGAAGUUUUUAGUGCCUGGUGUUUUAUUAUGCUGUCAUAUUUGUUGGAAGUUGCCCAGAGUGGCUGGGGCAACCCUGUCAGUUGGGUGGGGUACAAAUAAUAAAAUUAUUAUUAUUAAUCGUCAAAUGGCACCUUAAACCUAGGUUACAGCCACCACAAUGUCUAGGCGUCUUUUUUUUUGCAGUGGGAAUGAUGAUGCUUAAUAGAAUCAGACCCCUCCAUGUUGUUGUUGUUGUUGUUGUUGUUGUUGUUGUUAUACAUCUCUAUAUUUCUCAUUUGUUUUACACUAAAAUUUUAGGACCAGUUUUGUAUAUGUGUGUGUUUUAUUAAAUAUUAAAAGACAGAAAUUUACAGUACUUUCUGAAAUCUUAAUUUACCUAGGAUGGACUGAACUUUUUUGCAAUUCCUUUCAUAUGGAACAGGGAGCAUGCUUGUUUUCUCCUGCUCUUGAGGGUAGGACUCAAGGCAUUGCCUUCAAGUUACAACAAAGGAGAUUCUAACUAAACAUUCGGAAAAAAAUUCUGACAGUAGGAACUGUUCAGCAGUGGAACGGACUCCUGUGAGAGGUGAUGGACUCUCCUUCCUUGGGGGUUUUUAAGCAGAGGUUGGAUGGUCAUCUGUCAUGGAUGCUUUAGUUGAGAUCCCUGCAUUGCAGGGGGUUGGACUAGAUGACCCUUGGGUCCCUUCCAACUCCUAUGUUUUUAUGAAUUUUGGGCCAGUGGCUCUCUUAACUGGAUAGCCUUUCUUAAAAACAACAACAACAACACAUUAGCACCCAUUUUACUCUCCAUUCUCAGAAUAACAAUAAACAUAUUCCUCUCCCCACACAGGAGCAUACAUAAAGAAAAAAACUUAAAAACAUUUGUAUUGAUUAGUCAAACCACUUCAUCAGUAGAAUAAAAAUAUCAUUCUGCAGAUCCUUGCAGGUUGCGGGUAGCCUAUAACCAUGCUUUUCCAUUGCCGCAUAAUAAAUAAAUUUGUAUCGUUGAGUAAAAUGUAUAAUAAUAAUAUUAAUGAUAAUAAUAAUGAUAAUUUUUAUUUAUACCCCACCCUCCCUGGCCAAAGCUGGGCUCAGGGCGGCUAACACCAAUAAAAUCACAGUAAAAACGUAAGGGGGGGGGGGAGAAAAAAAAACAAUUUAAAAUGCAGGUUAAAAUGCAAUUUAAAAUGCAGCCUCAUUUUAAAAGUAGCCGAUAGAUCAAGACCAUAAGGGGAGGGAAACAUAAGGGUCAGACCGAGUCCAAACCAAAGGCCAGGCAGAACAGCUCUGUCUUGCAGGCCCUGCGGAAAGAUGUCAAGUCCCGCAGGGCCCUAGUCUCUUGUGACAGAGCGUUCCACCAAGUCGGGGCCAGUACUGAAAAGGCCCUGGCUCUAGUUGACAGGGCAUACCAGGAGAGGCGGUCCCGUAGGUACGUGGGUCCUAGGCCGCCUAGGGCUUUAAAGGUCAAAAGCAGCACCCUUUCAAAAACAACAACAACAACGGAGCACGAAACCAAGCAGUUUAAAAAGAAGUUGCUGUUGAUGUAAUUUAUAUGUUGCCUUGUUAGCUCUGGAAAGGUGAACUUUGUCAAUGGGCUGAAUGGAGCUAAGUCGAGUUUAGGAGUUAAACGGUCCCCGUCUUGCUUCCUAGGUGGAGCCGUGGCUCAGCAAGUUCCCGUGCAAGCCAUCCAGGUGCAUCAGCAGACGUCUCCCACAACUGACAGCAGUACUGACCUCACCCAGACCUCUUCCAGCGGGACAGGUAAGCAGCCACCAAAUCUCUUGCUGCCACAUAACUCUGGGUAGGGAACGGGGAACUCUCAUUUCUACCAGGGCCAUUGACUCACAGACGACGACAACAACAACGUGUGGCCGUCCUGCCUUAGUACCCCUGGGCUUCCAUCCCUUGGUGGCUGUCUCCUGUGGUCACCAGUCAGCUGACCUCUGUCUCUCCUAUCAGUGGAUUGCUGUUGUUUGAAACACCUCCCAGCCACGGUGCCCAGCCAAUCGGGAGAGACCAGUGGGGGAGAGCACAUGCUAUUGGGCUCCACUGCCUAAGAACCCCCGCCCAACCUAGACCUAGGCCUUUUAGGGUUGCCAUAUGUCCUCUUUUUCCAGGACAUGCCCUCUUUUUCAUUGGUAUGUAAAAUGAGAGUCGCCGUUGCGAUCUAUAGUUAGAAGAAGAAGUCGGCAGAUGUGUCCUUUUUUUUGCUCUUCAAAAUUUGGCAACCCUACCUUUUUAUCCAGGGAAGGGGUUGAUGCCCAAAGUGGCUUUCUUCAGCCUUGCUUCCCUGAAUGCCAUUGGACUACAACUCCCAUCAUCCAUGACCUGCGGCUGAGCUGGCAGGGGAUGCUGGGGGUUGUAGUCAAACAACGCACAAGGAGGACCCAAGCUUGAAGAACUGUGACCUUAAUGGUUUUCUCUCUCUCCCUCCACCUGGCAAAGUCUGUUACCCAAACAGUUAGUGAGGCUGGAGUCUUCCAGCUACCCAUGUGGCCUGGAUGAAAUGAAGUGGCAGGAUAAAUCUGGCCCAUGCUUGUUCUAGGCCUUGCAAGGCUUUCCUUUCACCCACACCUACAUCCUUCCAAUUGAACCUUCUGGUUCUGACUUGCAGUUGUGUAGAUUUGCAGUCCGUAUGCCCUGCCUGGGCUUAUUGAGUGCUGUUGCAGAGGCACCUGAGCUCCCCUCCCCCCUUUGCUUGCACAGCUAGCUCCCUGCAAUCGGAGCUUCUUUUAAAGAUCAUUCUUGUCCCAAGCACUGCUCUGCGCAAAAGUAUAUCAUUGCUUACAAGGUCACUGUCUCCUUCGAGUUCAGCAGACCCUUGUGUAGUCAGUGCUGAUAGGCCAGCAGGAGAAUGCUUGAGAAACUUAGAGGAAAGUAUUUGUUCUAAUAUAGUGUUACUCUAGUGCCAUCUAGUGGGUGGUAGUUUGCAUAUAUGCAUGCAUAUAUCUAUAUCUAUAUAUGUAUAUGUAUGUAUAUGUAUAUGUAUAUGUGUGUGUGUGUACACACACACACACACACACACACACACAGUGUCAUACCUCUUGUUACGUUUGGUUCAGGAAACAUCUUUUCAGGUUGCGUCCCGUGGCGACCUGGAAGUAACGGAACUGGUUACUUCCGGGUUUCGUCACUCGCGCAUGCGCAGAUGCUCAGAAUGACGUCAUGCGCAUGCACAGAAGUGACGCGCAGACGCGGGUUCCGUUCUGCUCAUGAUGCGAACAGGGCUCCGGAACAGAUCCCGUUCGCAACCAGAGGUACCACUGUAUACACACACACGCACACAGUGAUGCCUCAUGUUUAGUCUGGCUCGUCGAGCGUCCAUUUUGUCGAACGUCCGUGGCAAACCUGGAAGUACUGGAACGGGUUACUUCCGGGUUUGCCGCAUGUGCAGAAGUUCUAAAUUGCGCUUUGCGCAUGCACAGAAGCACUGGCACUUUGUCCUGUGUCCUUUUUGUCUAGCGUCCAGGGCUCCGAAACGGAUCCCGGUCGCAAAUCAAGGUCCGACUGUAUACACACACACACCAACUUUCUAUUCAAAGGAGUUCUAUCACGGCUGUUUCCAAACCAGCCCAAUUCCUAUUUCAGGGCUACUUUGUACAUUGCCUGGUAGCAAAGUGGGGUUUGCCACUGACAGUACUCUCAGCAGAGAGUUGCAGGCAGUCCCAAUUUCCUGAUGAGGACCCCUGCAUGGCACAUGAAUAUAUGAAAACAAACCAGAAAUACUGGGGCCCUUCCUCCCAAAAAAGUAGGUGAAAACCCGGGGGUUUUCCAUUGAAAAAAAAGGUGGGGUGGGGGACCCUUGAAAAAUGAGAGGGGACAGCUCCCCUCAAUCUUUCCACAUGUUUUCAAGGCCUUCACAUCUCUAUGUGUGUCUCGCACAUUCCUUAUUUGUCUUUAGGUGUACACUUUAACAUACCCCUAACAAAGCAUAAUGUAUAGGAGUGUGGUUGUUAUUGUUUUUGCAAAAUUUGAGAGCUGGCUGGAUUUUCCAGCAGCCGGCUCAAAGAGAAGGAGACCUACAUGUGCAGAGAAGUGCAUCUUGUUCUCAGCAGUGUAUUCCAGUUGUCUUGGCGCUGACGUGUGCUCAUGUGCAUAACCCCUGUUCCCCCCACAUGCCAGCCAUGACAUCUGUUUUCUGGCAGAUGUUGGGAAGCCCUGAAAGAAUUGAACUUCCUAUGUCAGCUUAAUCCUGUGUAAAGCAAAUGCAUGCAAUGAGCUGGCGAUGGACCUCGGAAUCCCACUGUGAGGUUUUCAAGCAAUUGCUUGAUUGGCUGCAUGCAAAAAUCCUCACUGGUUUUGCAUCUUAAAAACAAGCAAGAUAACGGACUGAGGCUGAUGCAGCACGGGGGACUGAGGCAUUGUGGGUGUGGUGCCAUCUAUUAUUAUUUUUAAAUAUAUCUUUAUUAAUUUAAAAUAAAUAAAUUUAUGAGAAAACAGACAUACAUACAAGUAAACAAACAUACAAUCAAACAAACAAAUAACAGAAAAAUCAAACCACCACACUGUAAGGUACAAGAAGAUUAAUAUAAUUGUCAUCAUAUAUACUCCUGAUACUGAACACAAUUAUAAAACUUAUAGAGAAAAAAUUUAUAACUGACUUCCAAUUAAUCUCACUGUACUUUAUCUAUCCAUUACUUUAUACCGCACAUUUACACAUUUCUUAUAUUAUUUCUUUUUACCUCCCUGCGAACUUAUAUUUAUACAAUACAGGGAUCAGUCUAAUUCUGCCAAGAUGUUUCCUUUUAUUCCAUAGUUUUCUAAAUAUUCUUAAAGAUUCCCCAAUCCUUACAGACUUUUUGUUUUGAUUGGCCUCUCACUCCUCCUGUUGCUUUCGCUAGCUGCAGAUAUUUUACCAUUAGGAUUUGCCAAUCUUCCGUGUUGGGUAUUGUUGUGUUUUUCCAAUUUCUUGCUACUAAAAUUCUGGCCGCCGUUAUUCCAUACAUGAACAAUUGUGCCUUGCCCCCCCGCUUCUUUUGCCAGUGACCCUGCCAGCUACGAUCAUGACUUCGUCCGUGCCAACCACCGUAGGCGGCCAUAUGAUGUACCCCAGUCCUCACGCAGUGAUGUACGCGCCUACGUCAGGCCUGACAGAUGGUGGCCUUGCAGUUCUCAAUGCCUUCUCCCAGGCACAAUCUGCAAUGCAGGUUUCACACGGCCAGGUCCAGGAUCAGGGUAAGACUGGAGGCAGACUUUUCCUUUACGUAGAAUGCUCUUAUCACACUUCUGUAGCUUCAAAGGGCUCUCAAAGCAGCUUGCGGAACAUUCUCGAAAUAAAAUGCGUCAAUCUAGUACAGCAGCAGGUGUCGCUUGGUGUCCGCGACUAGGUUAGAACGACAGCUCUCCCCAAAAUCGUCUGAAGGGUGUGGGGCUGAGCUGUUGUGUCUUGCUCACCUCAUGAUGAAAUCCGUCUUCCCUGAUGCACAAUGGUGCUUCUGAAAGAGUGAACGAUCUUCAUUCUGCCAUGUGUUGCGUUCCUCAGAGCAAAGACAGACAGACAGACAGACAGACAGACAGACAAAUAGAUAGAUAGAUAGAUAGAUAGAUAGAUAGAUAGCACCAGUAAUGUGCAUGGUGUUUUACCGAGUAGAAGAGCACAGCACUCUGCCCUGAGGAGCUUACAAUCUAAAAUUUGAACCAGAGGAAGGGGAAGAAAGUGGGGUCAAGGGAAUACACAGGAAAGAAUGUGUGAUUAUUUAAGUUACAUCUGCUCAGGGUAAGUUGGGUUUGGAAAGAGAUAUGAGGAUAAUUCCAGAGAGGAAGAUUUGAGAAGGGUGAAAAGGAGCAGCUACAUGUCUUUGAUGCAUAGCUCAGUGGCAGAGUGCAUGUUUUGCAGAAGGUCCCGAAUUUGUAGUUACCUGUAGGGAACUCAGGUACCAGUUUGUAAGAAAGACCUCUGCUGGAGACAUGUCAGAGCUGCUUGCUAGUAAGUAGGGUUGCCAUAUUUGAAACAGUGAAAAUCGGGACAGAAAAGUUGUUGAGCUUUUUUCAACAACAACAAACCAAUGGAGCUGCUCUAUAUAUUUUAAUACUUAAGCUUUAUCAAAAUAUAUACACAUUUCUAUUUCGGUGAGCCUCCAUCCUGCAUUUCAGCAGGAGAUUUGGUGAUCACUGCUUUUAUAAAGCAUAUUUAGGACAGCUUUUGUUCAAUAGAACAUUGUUUGCUCUCUUUGAAACGACUCGUUUUGUUUCUAGCUUUAAUGAUAUUGGUUCUGGGUUUAUUUUCGUUUAUGCCACUAUGAUUACACCUGAAUUGUUCUGGAUCAUUUGAAGGUGGUGCUGUUGGCACUGUUAGUUUUGGAUAGUGGCUAAUGGCACACUUGUGAUUUUUUUCUUUGGCAGGUGGAGUCCCUCAGGUGUUCCUGACAGCACCAUCAGGAACAGUUCAAAUCCCAGUCUCAGCUGUCCAGCUUCACCAGGUUGGUUCGCCUUAGACUUAAACUUCCCCCAGACUGGGACUGCAGUCCUAUUGAACCUUAACGGAUUGUGCUUCUGAGGAAACGGGAUUGUGCUGUAAGGCUGGCUGUAAUUUUCUUUGCACCCUGUUGAACAUAUAGCAAGAUACACAGCUCCCAGGUCUGUUUCCCAAGUUGCCUUGUGUACUGAAUUGCAGCGGUCCCAUUUUGUUACAUUUCCCUAUUGUUUCAUUCAAGCUUCAAGACUCCUAGGGAUGGAAGCAGACAAUGGCCUGGUUCGCACAUAACACUAAGCCAAACUUAGUGUGAACAGGCAAGCGUGCUAAUGCAACAAUUAGACAAUCACAGCUGCUUUACUCCCCACUCCUGCUGCUACACUGCCAGGAGCUAAGUGUUACAGUCAGGCCUGGGUUUAUGAUUUAUCUCGCUCCAAACAAAGAAAGAGAAAACCAAGGUUUGUUCUAGGCUUACUGCUCUUGGAGUGUUUGGCAGCUACAAACCACAGUUAAACUAUGUGCUGUGUAAGUUCUUCCUUUUGUCUGUCCUCAAUCUUCCAACACUGGAUGGCCCUGAGUUAUAAUAUUCUGGGAGUGGGUUAUAAGCUUAUCUUCCUACAUUUUUCUCAGCAUACAUCAUCUGUCAUAUCCCUCAUUACUUGCCUUUUUUCCUAAAAGUAAAAAGCCCCAAAUUAUGUAACUUUUCCCUGUAGGGUAGUUGUUUCAUCCCCUUGAUCAUAUUGAUUGCUUUUUCUUCAUGUUUUGAUGAGUACAUCAUAUUUGCGUGAUCGUGUCUUGACUUACUAUUAUCCUGAGACACACACAAGCUUUGUAGUCCUUUCGCUUAUCCUUUGUCAUCAGGAAAUCCCUAAUUAACUUAGCUUUUCGUUUCAUCCAAACUGUGAAACUAUGGUUACUAGCAUUGGAAAAAAUCAGGAUCUUAAACCAAUUUCAAAAUGGUCUAAUAUCCUGACUUGUUCUGCAGCUGGUUACCAUAGUUUCCUGGUUUGGACAAAACAGGAAACUAUGGUUAGUUAGACACUUUCUGGUGUAAUUUCAGCCCACGCUAAAGAGAAGGGGCUUUGAGAUUUGAUAGUCUGAACCAGCUCUGAAUUCUGUUCAUACAAGAAAAUACCACCUUUAAGUAAAACAAAUCCAUGUAUAUUCUUCUCUGACUACUUUAAUAUGUGUACCUCCAUAUGGUGAAAUACUGAGAGAACCAUGUGAAAUUAGAAGCAAAUGGUGUGUUUCACGUGAUUGCAUCAGACAACCAGUCUGUCCUGUGACAGUUGAGGCCAUCAUGCAAUUGCAUUUCCUAAGCCAGUGUUUCCCGAUCUUCUGAAACCUGCGUUCCGAAUCUUCUUUUCUCGAUGAAGGCACACCUCAUUCUUACACUUGAAAGACAAAUUCACCAUCACUGCCUGCAACCAACUUUGUAUUUUAUAUGACUUCAUCGUUUUUAGUAUUAAGAUUUUUUUUUUAACUGCCUUGGAUUCCUUGGGAGAGGGAGGGGUGGUAUAUAAAUGUAGGAUUGAGACAAGUAAAAUAAGCAUGUGCUGUUUGAAUGCAAGCGCUCCUUUGCUUAACAGUUCUCCUUCGUUCUUUUGUCUCCCCAGAUGGCCGUAAUCGGGCAGCAGUCCAGCAGCAGCACCAACUUGACAGAGCUACAAGUGGUCAACUUGGACACGUCGCAUAGCUCCAAGAGUGACUGAGCAACUCUGGAGGUUGGGGGGCGGGAGGGGGAGAACCUGGGGGGCGGAAGGAGAGAGACAGAGGAGAAGGUGUGUCCCUGGCACCCAAACUUGCAGUGGCUGCCUCCAGUUUUUGAGGCCUGUGCCUGGCUCGAGGACCCGCGGCGCUCCCCAAAACUGCACCAGGAUCUCUGCGGUCCCUAUUUUUCUAUGGACUCUGUCACUUAUUUAUUGUUGCCUUUUUCACGUUUUCUUUCCUUUUCUCUCAACACUUCACACCGACACACACACGCACAAAUACACACACACACACACACACACACACACACACUCAAAACACAUAUUAAAAUGGCUGUUGAGGCCAGCGGCAGGGAGCUGAGCCUGGGCUGUAAGGGGGGGCGGGGGGGCGGUUUGCUUUGUUACCUUUGGACGCUGCAUAUACAGUGCUUUUAUUUGUGUGUGUGUGUGUUUGUUUGGUUUUGUUUUUCCCCUCCUCACUCCAGCCAAAGAAACGUGUCUCUUGUGGGUGGGGGAACUUUACUCUGCCAUGUGUAUAUAAUAUAUAGGAAGAAAACAACCCUCCUUCUGUCGUCGUCGCCAGAGCGGGAGUUCCUUCUCCCCCUCUCCGCAGUGUGUCCACGAACUUCGUCAGCUCACAGUCUCCAGCCUGAGCAGCCAAGACUGUGGCGGGGAGAUAAGCUGGAACGCAGAAGGGUCUGAAGCCAUCGUCAUCCAAAAGGGAGUCUCUUGUUUCUGCUGUCAUUUUAUUUUCACUUUUAACCUAUGCUGGAGCAAAGGGUCAUCUCUCUCUCUCCCCCUCACCCCCCACCCCCAUCACCCCAGGUUCAGGUUGUCCAGCUGGCUUGCAGCAAUGUGCCUUCAAGCAAAUCAGUGAUGCGUUGUGGCCUGGCCUCUGCACAGCGACCCUUGCCUCUUACGCUUGGCUUGCAAAGAGGGGUCGCUCCCGCCGGUGCCCUCCUUCUCCUUAGGCUCUGCUGUGGGUGGGUGAGGAGAGGCAAGAGCACAUUGGCAGCAACCCUGGAACCGUUCCUUCCCUCGAAGCUGGUGUUUGGUUGGUGAGAACCCACCGGCUUUAGGAGUACGUGCCCCGGGGGUGUGUGAGCGGGCAGCGGACACAUUUCACUGCCAGACAGGGCGCUUUUAAACACCGCCCUGCCCACUUCCUUGGGUCAUACCCAGCAACCCUUAAGCCCCAUCGUUGCAAUGGAAGCAUCCUCUCGGGCGAGCUUUGUUCGUUUUUGCAGAGGCUGCUCCUCUUGAGAAGGUCGAUGAGAUGAGCCACCGUCCUUUUUCUAAGUAAUCGGGGAGAAGGGUGUAAAGGAGCAGUGUCGGAAGCAGAGGGAAAGCUCUAUUUUUGUAAGUUUUGAACUCCACAGGCCUUCCCAAGACUGUUGUGCCCACGAUUGGAGACCUCUCACCCCAACGCUGAUCAGGUAGCCCCGAAAACAAGAUGAUUCGUCCCCUUGAAAGCGUGUUCCGCCUGCCUCUGCUGCUUCCGAGUCUGCCGUCCUCAGUUGGGACUGGGUAGGACUCAAGAGUGGUGGGAACGCACCUCCCCUGCAGGAGAAAGGCAGCGCCGGAUGAGUAAGGCGACAGCCGCCGUCGGGUCCUUGUGCUUUAGAAAAUUCCUUAUCGUGUAGAUCCGUGGUUCGGUGUCAGCAAAUGCAAAAAAACAAAAAGGGAAUAGCCGCAAGGGAGAUCGGGAAGGGCGUUGUGCUUCCAAUGGGAGGGGUGUGCAUGUGAUGAAGCUAUCCCAUUGGGGAAAGCACUCUGCCGUUGGAUACUUUUCUUGCCACACAAUCAUGCACUUCCUUUUAACCAAUCCAGAAGUGGCGCAGGAAAGGAAUUCUUCAUCCCCCUUCCACACACACACACAUACACACACGUACACAGACACAGGCCUACUUUGGAGCAAGGAGGCUGCAGACUUUUAGAGAAAGGAAGCAGCUGCUGUAACCUUUUUUUUAAACUAAAAAAGACAAAAGAAGCCUUUGGGGGGGCGGGAAAGGACUUUAUUUUUCUAAAUGUUAAACUCAGUAUUUAUGUAAUUCUCAAAGGAAUUAAAGUCUGGCUCCUGUACAGUUUUCAUGGGGUUUGUACUUGGGGAGCGGGUGGGUGGGGAAGAAAGGGCCAUGGGGUGGGGAGGAGGAAAGGGGCCUUUUAAAUUUGUAUUGUCACCUUUAUGAAAUUUCUUCCAUGAACAUUAGCGUUUAAGCUGGUCUCCUGCCUCAAGCACUUGGGUCAAGCUUGAUGGGAAGUCCUGACAGUGGAGGAAGGGAGACUUCCUUUUUAAGGUUUAUUUUCCCCUUUCCCAACUUUGCUUCCUUUGAAAUCUACGGAUGAAGGGCGGUAUACAAAUUUUAUUAAUAAUAAUAACAAUAAUGGAGUUGACCAUACUGUGGAAAUUAAGCCCAGCUCACUCACACCCGCUUAUGUCUUUUGGUAAAAUGGACUGUGUAACAUCUGGCUGCAAGGGGUGCCUCACAUUUCUCAGUACUCCCUUAAGAAACAAAGUCUCCACUCAAAACACAGAAUCAGCACAAUUUCUUCCCUGGUGUGCUAGUAUUGUAAAUGUCAGAAAGCAAUCAAAAAUUGUAUCUCCCCUACCGCAGCGUAAGGAAUAGUGUUUGUUCUUUCACUUCUCUUCAAGUUAUAUUUCCAAAGGUGUAGUAGCAGUGUCAGUCUUUGAGGGUGCCACAAGACUCUUGAUUUUUGCUGCAAGAGACCAACAGAUUUACUUCAGCACAAAGUUUCUUGGACUCAGGCCCAUUUUGUCAGGUGUGCGAAACCAAAAUUUAGUUGGCUUUAUAAAAGUGAAAAUUGUAAGUGACAGCUAGAUACUAACUACUGUGUUAAACAAGCACAUCUUUAACUUUUUAUAGUACCAGAUUGUUGGUCAGUGGUGAGAUGACUGCAUUAUUUCCCUGGUGAAAAAGGCUAAAGAUGUGUCUAUGUAGCACAUCUAGUUAACAUCUUAAGUAUCACUGAGUUUUAAUUUUUGCAUCUUACUGCCAUUCAACUAGCACCUUGAUUUUUCUCUUCUAUGCACCUGCCAACUUGAGUGGGCUUGAGUCCAGUCUUUUAAGAUACAAUACUUGUUUGCUUUUGGUACAUGUGUUGAUUAGCCUUCAGCCAAUGUGCUCUAUGGACUCUAGCAAUGGACUCUAGCAACUGGAGGGGAAAUCAUGUUUCUGUACGGGAAGAUGAGGUCCUAAAGAGGAGCCAAGGUAACCUUAUUCUUUUAAGUCUCCCAUUUUCCACUGUGGGAUGUCAUGAGUCCAGGAAACCAUCCUUUGGUUCUCUUGGCCUGAGCAAGACUAACUCUUGAAUUCCAAUGUCCUGAUGUGCUUCCAACUUCCAGCCUCGCCCUAGAGACAUGCACUACAUUCUUCUAUUAAGCUCUGAGCCGAACACUCCUUCCAUGGUUAAAACAUUUUAUCCUUAAAAGACAUGGAUGCCACACAUGCAUUCAGAAAAAAAAGUAACCUACUUCCAGUAAUUAAGAGCUUCUUAUGAGAAUUUGGUCCAGCCAUUCUGGUGAAGCGCAGGGAGUUCAAGGGAAUCUGAUGUAAUGGGUAAAUAUAGCUCAUUUUUUAUCUGCAUGCAACUCCUUAGCAAGCUGGUGGCCUGUGUUGACCUGCCAAGUGAUGAGAAUUUUACUAGCCUUUUGUAUUUGGUCAGGAGUGGAGAGUAGAGGGGGAGUGGUAAAGGGUGCUUAACAUGGCCAAUAAUAACAAAUUGCUGGCCUCCAGGCAGUUGCACAUGGUGGCAUGUUGGUAAAUGGUCAAUUGUACUCUCCCACUAGUGGGGGGUGGGGUGGGAAAUCUCUGGUCCUGUAGUAGUUGCUAGGCUACAACUCCCAUCAUGCUUGACAAUUGGCCAUGCUGGCUGGAGGUGAUGAGAAUUGGGAGUCCAGCCACAGGUGACCACCCAAAAAAACCCCACUCUUAGGAAUUGGUAAGAGUAAAGGGGGUGUGUAUGAAGAAUAUAUUUGUAUCAAGAGGGAGUUUGUGGUGAAUGAUUAUGGAUAUGUUUGGGUAGAGGAACAUCGGCAAAGCCGGUUUUCUCUAAUGUUGCUGCCUCAAAAGAUGCCUGUUAAAUAGGAUCAGAAACCAAACUGAUUGGAUGUAGGUUCCUACCCCCCAAAAAAAAUUCUUCCAGAAACCCCCACCCCACCCCUGCCCGAUUUCAAGCGCUGAGGAUCUUGUUCCAUUUAAUCUGUAGUCCGUUCCCCACCCCCCCUAUUUUAGGAAGUUUUGUUGGCUACGAAAAGCACCUGCAGGUUAAACGCUAAUGUUGCAUGUAAUUUAAAGUGUUGACUUGUAAGAACACUUAUCAGGGAUGAAAUGGCAUUUAUUGUGUGGUGACCUUUCUAGUUCACACUUUACAGAUUGUUUUGGAGUUUUGUGUGUGUGUGCGCGUAUGCGUGUGUGUGCGUGAGUGGCUGUGCGUGUGGGGUUAAUUUCCAGGGUUGUGUUUCUGGAAGGAUGUGACUGUAAUCGCAGUACUAUGUACAGAGCUUUCUUUUGUAUUAAAAAAAAAAUACUCUUUCAAUAAAUGUAUCAUUUUGUGCACAGAC
This is a messenger RNA of Podarcis lilfordi (Lilford's wall lizard), 85925 nucleotides long. NCBI's taxonomy places the organism in Eukaryota, Metazoa, Chordata, Lepidosauria, Squamata, Lacertidae. The record is from the annotation of a GenBank genome assembly.